AAAAGCUUCUUGUUGGAUGGUGAGACAUUGUUGUAACCUUUCUACUCGUACGCCAAACCUUGGCUGGCUUUGCAGACUUCAAAUACACUUUUCGGUUCAUCUGAAUAGCCAGAAAGGAGUCGAGCUGUCCCGACACAAUCCCUGGACAACCCGCUUGAAAAGUUAUAAUUAAGUUGUUCAUUUUCGUUAUGUUCUACAAUGUAUUGUACAUAGACGAACAAAUUAGCAUUGAACAACGAGGAUUUCAAAUGCGCAUUAGGGAUUUAUCUCGUGGAACAUCACUCACUCUCAAUUCCAAUGUGAGCAUGGUUGUAAUAUUGCUAGCCUACUGCUGAGCUAAACGGCUACAAAAUAACUUGUAUUCCUUAGAGAAAUCAUUUACGCAUCAGUGCUGGAAACAUUGUUUAAUUGAGGAAAUUGUAUCACAUUGCUUCGUUGUGAAAACACCCACUGUUUGGCUAACCUUUUCUACUCGUACUCUGGGAACAUUCACGGCGAGACGUUAUGGAUUAAAACGUAAUCCAACACAGGCCAGAAUUUUGAAUUGAUGGAAACGAGUGAUGGUUUUCACAUUUGGGAUUUUAAAAUACCUCACACAACAAGACAUGGUUUACCUUCGAUAGAAUUUAGAGGACUUGCAGAGCAUAUUACAUGGAGACUCGUCUGACAUGCCAAGGAAGGAGUUACCACUACCAGAGGGUUGGGAAGAAUCCCGGGAUUUUGACGGGAAAGUCUACUACAUCGACCACAUCAACCACGCCACUAGUUGGAUUGAUCCAAGAGACAGGUAUGGUAUGACAUUGCAGUGACCCUAAAAGCAGUUCAGUCUUGCUGAUAGAUUGAUGAUAUGUGCUAUCAACAACAGACAGCAUCCAUCAUAAUCUAAUGAUUCACUUGGCACUUCAUGAAUGGACUCAAAUGCAAUCUUUGUGAGUUUACAUCACAUUUUCUUAGGUGUCACACACAAUGUAACAAAGUAUGCUAUAAAUCUAGCCUGGACAGCAGCGAGUGGGCGCUAUGGAUCUCCACUAUCGUCUGAGUUUGAUGUGCCCAGCCGGUAAUAAACUAGUUUACCCCGAUGACCGGUUCGUACAUAAAACAAUCUCCAUUCAGGCUGCACGGGCAUCGGUUUCCGCUAACUAGCUUUAAAGACAUUUCGCGUAUUGUCUUAAUAAAACAAAAUUUUCCAUCAUCAUGCUAGAGUGGCUAAUGCUACUUCCUGAUGUUGCGCCCCGCAUGAAGUCCGAAAAUGGUGGUGGUAAAUGGUGUUUAAUUACAGUAUGCAUACUUUCCCCGUUUUUUCCAGGCGGCACGCCAUUAAAGGUAAUUAAGGAGGAUGUGUUAGUAUGAAAAAUGUAUGCACUCACUAACUGUAAAUCGCUCUGGAUAAGAGCGUCUGCUAAAUGACUAAAAUGUAAAUGUACGAACCGAUCGCCGGAGGACAAGUGUAUUAUUACUGGCUUGGCACAUUAAGCCUAGAUAAUAGUGGAGAUCCAUAGCGGCUGCCCGGGCUAGUGGGUGUUGAUGGAAAAAAACAUGAAGAUUUUCCUCUGGAAUGUUGCUCAUGGUCAACGCGUCAUUCAUUUGCAUUCCUCUAAUUAGAAAUUAUCCCUCGAGGUUUGAGUUAGUUUUUUCCCCUUGUAAACUUUUAGUGUAAUAGGCUUACAAUACUUAGAACGCGGUCAGGACAGCCAGGAUCUCAUUUGUACAGAAACUCACUGUCAACCAUACUGUGGAACUAAUUUCGUUUUACCAGUUACUUAAAUCCCCUCAGACUUUGACACAAAAACUCUUUAAUAGCUUAGUUCUGGAAUGUUUGAGAUUAUGGGAGAUUUUUUUAAAAUUCAGCCUUGGUUUUGGAUAAGGAUAGGCCUUCAUAUUGCAAGAUUUUGAAAAUAGGCUUUGUGUCAAAAGUCAGUCCUGUUUCCCUUGGUGGCUGUCAUUGUUGCAGUCAGCACACAGAACCAUCAUUAAAAGCCCAAUAACAUGACAGAAGCAACGCCACAGACCUCCCCACCUCCCUGGUGAAUUGCCACUAGUUGGCUUGGUAGCAGCAAGACCAAGAUGGCAGAACUUUGUAAACAAAGACCUCAACACACAUUCCUAAAAUGCACAGCUGAGGAGGGCUGAGCACAGAGGCUGUAAAAUAAAGACUGAUUCAUUUAAAAUCAUUUUCACUGCUUGCCAAUGUGCACAGGGUCAAAGUACAACAUCACAACUUGGGAAAGAGUUGCGGUCAAGAGGAGAGGGGUUGAGCCAAGUGAGGAACAUAGCCUACUGUAAAGGGUCUGCCUUCCGUAAAUCAUAGGCCAGUCUCCUAAUAUAUGAUAUAGGCCAUUUAGCAGACACUUUUAUCCACAGCGACUAGUCACGCGUGCAUACAUUUUAUAUAUGGGUGGGCAUGGGAAUCAAACUCACAACCCUGGCAUCAAUAGUGCCAUGCUCUACCAACUGUGCCAUACAGGACCAUGUCUCCUAUGCUGUUCACUGAUCUGUAUGGGGGGCACAGUAGAACAUGAAGCCAGCCCAGAGUACUAAGUCUGAGAUGAGACGCAGCCAUUCUCAAAGUAGUGAACUCAGACUGAAAUAACCAGACCAGACUGGCCCAAAACUGUUGUUGGACUUUUACAUAUCUUUCUAUAGCUGUUUAGCACUGGGACAUUUAUUUGGCCGUGCUGAGCAACAGCAGAUGAGGAGUGGCGCAGUGGUCUAAGGCACUGCAUCGCAGCGCUAACUGUGCCACUAGAGAUCCUGGUUCGAAUCCAGGCUCUGUCGCAGCCGGCCGCGACCGGGAGACUCAUGGGCGGCGCACAAUUGGCCCAGCGUCGUCCAGGGUAGGGGAGGGAAUGGCCGGCAGGGAUGUAGCUCAGUUGAUAGAGCAUGGCGUUUGCAAUGACAGGGUUGUGGGUUCGUUUCCCACGGGGGGCCAGUAUAAAAAAAUAAAAAAUGUAUUCACUAACUGUAAGUCGCUCUGGAUAAGAGCGUCUGCUAAAUGACUAAAAAUGUAAAAAUGUAAAUGAGUUAUGAUUAGGAGGCCUACUGAUGAUGAUAAUGAAUUCCCAUUAGACUGGUCUCCUAUUGGUGGAAAAUGUGCUUCCACAAACACCUCUCACUGUGGAACCAAAGAACGUACCAGCUAAGUGUGACCAAAGUUCUAUUAUACAGGUAUUAUACAUUCUACAGCUAUUACAGGCCUAUAACAUUUUAAAAUACUACAAGAUAUCCCAAAGGUAUUGUAGCAUGGCAAUCUGACCAUGUAAUCAUGAAAACUUUUGCUCUUUGGUCCCCUUAGCCAAUCAUACCUGAGGAAUGUUAUCCUUUAAGCUCAAGAAUGAAGCCUGUUAGGCUUAAUGGAGAUGGUAACUGGAGGACUCAGCCCAACAUUCAUACCAUGCAUACAUCUUGUGGGCCCCUGCCCUGUCAGUAUGUAUCUGGGCUGCAUUCGCAUACCUCAGCCAGACAUAUUGUUUAUCCACCCUCAUGGUGACGCACGGACCCAACGCAUUCUGUCAGUUGAAUGGAAUGUUAUCUCCCAGAUACCGAGCCGUUGCAGGAGGGGAGCUGAAGCAGCUAGCAGCUCUAUUUUAUUGUUGGACCUUGAGUGCUAUGAAAUGUAGGUUGGAGCCUCAUAAAUCUGACUUGAGGAAUUUAUAGUGCGAUGAAUGAAAGUCUGACUCAUCAUUCAGUUAUGCUGCCCAUGUUUGCACUCCGCUGCAUGCUUUGUCGCGUUGCAUUAGAGCAUUAUCACCUGUGUUUGACUUUGUAUGCAAACCUGCCUAGUGUUUUUUACACUGACACUCGACUAACUAGUAAUGCUGCAGCUCACCUAGGGCCUCAUUUAUCAACCCAUGCCUAAAUAAAAAUGUUGGCGUACGUGGAGAUUCUAGGAUUUGCGUACGUAACAAACUAUUGGGAUUUCAAACUGUCACACGCAACAUAUACGCAUCUUUUCAUUGAUAAAUCAGAGCCAUACUAUAUUUCUGCGCUCGCGAACGAGCAUUACAACCCAGCCUGGAAAAUGCCCUCCAUUCACUGUUUAUGGUAACAAAAACUGAUUAGAAGCACCUGCUACUCAUCAGAUGUUCACCUGUGUUCCCUACAAAUGCUGUUUUGAAUGUAAAAGAUUUGCACCUACACAUUGAACAAGGCUGCAAAGCCGAAACGUCUGUGUACCCUGUCCCUGAUGUAGUGAGAAAAAAAUAAUAAUGAGGAAAGCUUUAUGCAACAUUUUUGGAUGUGACAUUUUUGGAUGCGGACCCAUUAUUACUUUUUAUUUAUCUGAAUUCAUGGGUUUUACGCACCAACCAAACUUCUGUGAGAGUGCGAUGGUCUCUUUUUGAUGAUGGUACAAAAACGCCCUCAUUUGCUGUAUGAUUUGGAGAUGUUGGAACUGGAUCAUGACAGUUUCUAAAGUGCAAUGGCAAAUUUGAUCAUUUUUCUGUAGAGGUGUGGGCAGUAUGUUUUAUCUUUUGCAGUGACUUUUUAAAACAAAAAAUGCAUGCCGGCUAUAGCGAGUGCCAAACACUGGCUGCACAUUCUGUAAGAUUGAUUGUCUAUUGAACAAUUUAAAAGUAAAUGCUGCAUAUAGCCCACAAAAGAUGAGUUGUUCAAUAUUUUGUUUAUCAAUACAUGAUUGUGUUUUUAUCUCCUGCCUAAGUAUAGGUUCUGAGAUUAAAUAGGCUACUAUGUUGCACUCCUGGCUAUUGCACAGCAAUACUGUAGCCUACCCAUACUGUCAUAGGCUACACGUCUAUUUACUUUCGAGCAUGGUUGGCUAUUGAAUGAGUGAUGGAUAAAUGGUAGCCUAUUAUUGUUGUUUAGCGGAAAUAAACCAGUCGUCAGAAAAGGAAUGCCCUGCAAUAUGAUUGAUUUGGGUCUAUUUAAUAAAGGUAAGAUAAAUACACUAUCUUAAGCGACAUGCUGCUAUGCAAUCUUCUCACCAACUGCAAAUGCAUCUGUUUUAUCAUUAGGCCUACGUUUUAAUGUUUUUUAUUAGUUUACCAUUAUUAGAAUUUCUGUGAAUCAAACACCUCUAUUUCCCCAAAAAUAACUAUUUGCUUGCAAUACAGUUGAUCAACCACUAGAAGUUGUGCGUAUUCAUGGUCUGAGAUUUGCGUGGAGAUGCGCACACACUUUCCCGUCAAGUUCAAAAUGGAUAAAUACCAACAUUUGAGGGAAAACUGCAAGGUUGUUUUUUUUGUGCGCACGCACCUUUUUGAUAAAUGAGGCCCCAGGAAAUGCCAGACCCCCUGUCUUUGUGUGAAACACCUAGCUAAAUGUUAAACCUGUAAAAUCAAAAACUAGGGACUCAGAAAGCCACUCUCGCUAUAAAGGCCUACUCGGUUUGCAUGGAGUAUUAAUAAUGAGAAUAAUUUAUACAACUUUUAUAGCGCUUUUCAUUACAAUCCAAAGCACUUUAAGCAAAAAAAACAAAAAAAUAAAUUCAAUUUUGAAGAAACCCCCCCCCCCAAAGUCAAUGGGUGAAUGAUCAUGGCAGGGGCAGGCAGGGUAGUUCAUUCAUGGCUUGAGCAGUCAACGCCAGGAGGAAAAGUAGAGUAGAAGCAGUUCGGAGAUGAAGCUGAGGGGGGCACAUCAGGAGGUUUCAGACUGGUCCAGAGCCUUUCAUCAGGGCACCGUGGCCCUUGCCGUUUCUGAAGCAGCGCUUCUCAGUAGUAAUCUCUGAAGUCAGACUUCCCCACUACCGAUGUGUAGCACCCACCUGGGUAAAGCCACGACAGCUGCGAAGGCACCAGAAAAGCACACUGCAAGUCUGUCCAGAAUAGUCCACAUUGACGCUAACCACUGGAGAAAACGGCUAAAAACUUCAACAACUUCAACGAGCCUGCCAACUCCAAACACCAUCCCCUUACUUUGAGUCAAAACAUAGCUAGCUUGUUUGAUAGCAAGUUAGCUAGCUAAGCUUCUUGAUGACAGUGAAGCAUUAGUUAGGCGAAACCAACUAAUGCUUGUAUUUGUAAGCAACUCACACAUACUGCCCAUACAGUAGGUCUAGUAGUUUAUGGGUUUACAUAGAUUCAACAGAAACAGAAUCUUGAAAAAACUCUAUCCUCCAGGGAAGUGCUUUCCUAAGGGUGGGUCAUGCCUGGUAUUUCCUGGAUCACACAGCUUAUGGAAAAGGCUGGAAAGAAACAGGAUUUGUUUUAUCAUGCGGUUCACAAAAUACAAUUAUAGAAGCCUUAGGGGGGAUCACUCACGCACUACCCAAAUGAGUUAUUGAAGACUCAUCACUGUCUGAAGAGGUUAAGAGAUGUCUAGCCUGGUGUCCACUCCAGACAGACUGGAAGACGUCUUGCAUGCCAAUGCACAGCCAGUGAGUGCCUCAUGCUAAGCUCUGGGCCUAUUUAAAGCCCUCUGAUUGGCCUAGUGAGACAGCGAGUCCGCGCUAUUCGGAGGGUAAUGAUGAGUUCGGCCUUCAGCUCCGAGUGAUUAGGGAACUGGAUUUGCAGGGGUGAGAGGACAGCGACAGUGGAAUGAAUCAAAUAAUGGGAUAAUGCGCACACUGUCGCUCAAAGGACCCGGCACCAGCUGCCAGCUUUUUGGGAAUUUGUGUUUUUUCUCCACAAAGCCUUUUCCUCUGAGAGAUACAUUUAGAACAGGCCUUUUUCAUUAUUCAUAAAGUGAAAAAGGAACCCGUUCAGUUUCACUCUGAGCAAAAGUCUCUGUGACAACCAAAUGAUCUAUCUUUGCAUGGACCCUGGAUGGCCCACUAUCUUGUCAUGGUCAUCCUGAUUUACUCUUGCUGUGACACUGCUAAUUCUUACCAUCAGUUGACUGUUUCGUGUGUGUGAUUUUCAGGCAGACUAAACCUCUGACUUUUGCUGACUGCAUUGGAGAUGAACUGCCAGUGGGUUGGGAGGAGGCCUACGACCCCAAUGUCGGGGCCUACUAUGUGGACCAUAACACAAGUGAGUCCAAUUCUCCAUAACGUUAACUUCCGGCACCAAUAUUCAUCACACAUUUGUGAAGAAACACAUGUUAAAAUCAAGAUCCAAAAUUAUUUCAACAUUUCUUCUCUCGUUCUUUCUUGUUUCUUAUGUUCUGUCUCCCUUUCCUCUCCCCUUGAUCUCUCUCUUUCCUCAUCCCCCUCUCCCCCAUCAGAGAGCACUCAGCUGGAGGACCCGCGGGCCCAGUGGCAGCGGGAGCAGGAGGUCAUGCUGCGGGAGUACCUGGACGUGGCCAAGGACUCGCUGAGCGCCCAGAAAGAGAUCUACCAGGUGAAGGAGCAGCGGCUUCGCCUGGCCCAGCAGGAGUACCGCCAGCUCAACGACGCCUGGAGGGACAAGUCCACCUCUCAGACCAGCUGUAAGGACCAGCCGGGAAGGAGGGGGGGGUGGCAGAAGGAACAGGUGUGCAGGUAGCCAGGGUGAUGAGGGUCAAAAUGGGGCAGAGAAGCCAGGAAGCUUGAAGGGCUGUACGUAAACGGGGGGCAAGGAACCAAAGAGACUAGGCGGCAAAGGAGGAGAGAACUAGAAUGAUUGGUAAUCUUUUAUUAUUCUUCUGACUGAUGCAACACUUUUGACACCUCUGUUGGGGAGGUGCACAUCAAUUUGAUCACAGGAUUACAGCACAUCAUAGUUCACUCAAGUUGUCAGUUAUUAAACUUUUUGGGGAAGUAAAGCUACUCCCUACUAAUUUAACUUGACUUCAUUCCUAAGAGGAAUCCUCUGCCGUUGCUCAGACUUGAAGUGGUGAUUUACAGUAGUUUGAUAACACACAGGGGAUUGAUGAGAAGGGCCUUGAAGUUGAAUAGCGCGAUGUAGAUGAUUAGAUAACACCCUGGCUCUUAUCUCCCACAGUGAAUUCCAGAUCGUCCUCCAGCAGUAAAUAUGACCCAGAAAUCCUCAAAGCCGAGAUAGUCACUUCCAAAAGUAGGGUAAGAAACCGCUAUUUUUUACACCAUCUCCGUACUCCAUCUAUGGCCUGCAUUACUUGUGUUCAGUAAUCAUUAGGAAUGGAUGUGUAUACCCAUAUGUGUCCUUAAGUCUCCUGUUUUGGCUUAAUUCUCAUCCCUAAGAUUUGCAGACAUUAGUGCAUAAAAAAGGCUUAGUCCAAUGGACUGUUGCUAAGUGACUGAGUGUCCAACUCUCUUUCUCAUUGUAAAGGAGGAAUGUGUGUAAGUGACAUCUUUGUCUGAGACCUGCACCCAGGGCUGGGUCCCAAAUUGCACCUCAUUCCCUAUAUAGUGUUCUACAUAGGGUGCCAUUUGGGACAAAUCCCAGAGCUGCCGGUUGGUGUUGUGCAACAGUAACACAUUCUGUUGGAUUAUUUGUGGAUGUUUCCCCCCUCUUUACUUCACAUUUCAUUAAAAAAACAAUAAGCAAAUGUUUUGCUUUAAUAAUAUGUAAUCAUAUUUGCGAUCAGGCAAUAGUGAGUUACACUACCGGUCAAAAGUUUUAGAACACCUACUCAUUCAAGAGUUAUUUUCUUUAUUUUUACUAUUUUCUACAUUGUAGAAUAAUAGUGAAGACAUCAAAACUAUGAAAUAACACAUAUGGAAACAUGUAGUAACCAAAAAAGUGUUAAACAAAUCAAAAUAUAUUUGAGAUUCUUCAAAUAGCCACCCUUUGCCUUGAUGACAGCUUUGCACACUCUUGGCAUUCUCUCAGCCAGCUUCACCUGGAAUGCUUUUCCAACAGUCUUGAAGGUGUUCCCACAUAUGCUGAGCACUUGUUGGCUGCUUUUCCUUCACUCUGCGGUCCGACUCAUCCCAAACCAUCUCAAUUUAGUUGAGGUCGGGUGAUUGUGGAGGCCAGGUCAUCUGAUGCAGCACUCCAUCACUCUCCUUGGUAAAAUAGCCCUUACACAGCCUGGAGGUGUGUUGGGUCAUUGUCCUGUUGAAAAACAAAUGAUAGUCCCACUAAGCCCAAACCAGAUGGGAUGGCGUAUCGCUGCAGAGUGCUGUGGUAGCCAUGCUGGUUAAGUGUGCCUUGAAUUCUAAAUAAAUCACAGACAGUGUCACCAGCAAAGCACCCCCACACCAUAACACCACCUCCUCCAUGCUUUACGGUGGGAAGUACACAUGCGGAGAUCAUCCGUUCACCCACACCGCGUCUCACAAAGACACGGCGGUUGGAACCAAAAAAUCUCAAAUUUGGACUCCAGACCAAAGGAGAAAUUUCCAGGGGCCUAAUGUCCAUUGCUCGUGUUUCUUGGCCCAAGCAAGUCUCUUCUUCUUAUUGGUGUCCUUUAGUAGUGGUUUCUUUGCAGCAAUUCGACCAUGAUGGCCUGAUUCACACAGUCUCCUCUGAACAGUUGAUGUUGAUGUGUCUGUUACUUGAACUCUCUGAAGCAUUUAUUUGGGCUGCAAUUUCUGAGGCUGGUAACUCAAAUGGACUUAUCCUCUGCAGCAGAGGUAACUCUGGGUCUUCCAUUCCUGUGGCGAUCCUCAUGAGAGCCAGUUUCAUCAUAGCGCUUGAUGGUUUUUGCGACUGCACUUAAAGAAACUUUAAAAGUUCUUGAAAUGUUCUGUAUUGACUGACCUUCAUGUCUUAAAGUAAUGAUAGACUGUUGUUUCUCUUUGCUUAUUUGAGCUGUUCUUGCCAUAAUAUGGACUUGGUCUUUUACCAAAAGGGCUAUCUUCUGUAUACCCCACUACCUUGUCACAACACAACUUAUUGGCUCAAAUGCAUUAAGCAGGAAAUAAAUUCCACAAAUUAACUUUUAACAAGGCACACCAGUUAAUUGAAAUGCAUUCCAGAUGACUACCUCAUGAAGCUGGUUGAUAGAAUGCCAAUAGUGUGCAAAGCUGUCAUCAAGGCAAAGGGUGAUUCCAUAUGUGUUAUUUAAUAGUUUUGAUGUCUUCACUAUUAUUCUACAAUGUAGAAAAUAGUCAAAAUAAUGAAAGACCCUUGAAUGAGUAGGUGUUCUAAAACUUUUGACUGGUACUGCAUGUCCAAAUUAUUUUUCUGCACGAAACAAACACAAUCGGUUCUACUUGGAUCAGCUGUUCCCAAAUAUAGCCGGAUAAUCAUAUCUUCCGUAAUCAAUAGUAUUACAACUGGGGAAUUUUAAUUUCAGUGAAAUAACUCUUCCUGUGUGUUUUCUCUCAGGUGAAUAAGCUGAAGAGGGACCUAGCCUGCAUGAAACAGGAGUUGCAGCACAAAGAGCAGGGUUUUGAAACGCUGAAAGAGUAAGUGCAACCCGACCUCGUUACACAAUCACAAUUACACUUACUAGUAGUAAUAUGCUUCUGCUUUUUUUCGAUACAGCCGUAAAAAAGAUUCCCAUUGUCAACACAUCAACACACUCGAGGCCCUCAUCUCUCACUAUAGUCGAAAAGGCAGCUCGCUGACAUUCACUUACUGACAGUGAAUUUGAUGAUGACCUUCAAAAUGGUCAAAUAUCACUAUUUUUGUCUGUGAUACACAUUUCUCUUUGAGUGCCUGGAGUGCCGCCUCUUGAAUCUGUGUUGUGGAAAAAGACAGAUGGGCCCUGGCUCAGUUCAGUGAGUUUUUUUUAUUUUUUUUACGAAUAACAAGCUACAUAGUUGUUCGACUGGAUUCCAACCGUUCUUCCGUGACCUUCAUUUUGCUAUCAAAUUUCAAACCUUCAUUUGCUAUCAAACAUUUACCAACAAUCAUGAAACCGUACUAAUAAUCGAACACAGCAACAUCCUCUGUCUGUCCUAAGCUCUCCAUUCCCAGAGAAAAUACUUCAGGGUCUUUAUAACAAAAGACCGAACUAGAAGGAGAGUAUCUAUUCUAACGGCAUCCAUUUAUACUGAGGUGGAAAAGGCUUGGAUAUGCUUCACUUGUUCUAGUUCUCCUUGGCCUGCAGUGGAGGAGUGUUGCCCCCUCCCUCCUUUCCUCCCUCCCUCCCUCCCUCCUUUGCUCUCUGAAGAAUGUGGAAAGACCUGUUAUUCCACUGCAUGCAUGACUUGUUGAUGACUGACUUUACAUAUUUGAUGCUGCUGCCACGGACGGUCUCUCUCUGUGUAGCUGACUGUCUGGGCUUCAGGCUCUUUCCUCUCUCGACACCUGUGGCCCUUAAAAUCCAGUUUGGUUCCCAUCCUGGAUCCUUAGUUUUGUUAUUGUUCACCCCUGUCUAGAUUAGAUCUGGAUGGUUUAAAAGUGUCACUGUAGUAUUAUCGUAGUGAAAAUGAAACAUGUUUUUUUUAAACAACAUACAUCUUUAACAAACACCAAACUAAAGAUUAAUAAUCUGAGAGCAAAAAUGUACGUCUGAUAGUGCUAUCUAUGUAGUAUUUAGCCCUAAUCACUGAUUCACAGUUUCAUAACCUAUAUCACUGUCUGAUCUGUUUCCAACAUCUCUCUUUCACUCUUUCUCCCUCACUUUCUCUCCCUCUCCCACCUUAUCCCCCUCCCACCUUAUCCCCCUCCCACCUUAUCCCCCUCCCACCUUAUCCCCCUCCCACCUUAUCCCCUCCCACCUUAUCCCUCUCCCACCUUAUCCCUCUCCCACCUUAUCCCUCUCCCACCUUAUCCCCCUCCCACCUUAUCCCCCUCCCACCUUAUCCCCCUCCCACCUUAUCCCCCUCCCACCUUAUCCCUCUCCCACCUUAUCCCUCUCCCACCUUAUCCCUCUCUCACCUUCUCCCUCUUCCUCCCCUCCCUCCAGGAUCGACCACAAGGUGUCCAGCGCGCCGUACGGCUUCAAGCUCCACGAGGCGCAGGCCAUCCUGAACGAGGUCAAGUCCAUCAGGGACGCCAUCAGCUCCGGGGAGAAGGAGAAACAGGAGCUCAUGCAGGUAAGCGGGAGAGGGUGGUGGAGGGGUGGAAUGGGAUGGGGGUCAGGUGUUGUUGUAGUGCUAUGGGUAGAUGACAGCCUGUCAGCUUCACAUGAGACGAUCAGGGGAUGCGGGAGUGGGGGGGGGGAAAGGGUGGCUGUUUUGGUCUGGGCCGACUGUCAGGGAAAGGCAGGAGAGAGGGAAGGAGGGAAAGGAGCAGAGAGGGAGGGAGAUGGUAAGAGAUGGGCUGAUGGUCAGGCAGGGGAAGAGAGAGCGAAGAAGAAAGGGAAAGAGGAAAGGAAGGUGGUAGACAGGCACUGCAGAGUCGUCUCGGUCUCGUGUUCCUCUUCGUCUCACACGGCACAGUGUUUUCUCUCUGCUGGUGCGUCUCCCUCGCUACCUCUGUCCCCUGCAACCACUCCGUCUCCCUUCUCCUGUCCCAGCGCCUCUGGGCUGAGUAGCAGACAGACAGACAAGACAGCAUGGUACUGCAGACUCAUGCAUAUUCCUGCCAUGACAUUGCUGCUCAAUCAAUGAUUCAUCAGCAGGCUAAGUCUUUUAGAAGCUGAGACGGAGGAGGGGUUGGUAGUCGCCUACCUUCUUCAGGCUUCCUCUGCUCUGACUGAGGGAUUGGGACACACACGUGCGCUCAUGCACGCACACAUGCACACACGCACGCACAUCAAAAGUGCCCCAGUUUCAAUCUUGGUGGCAGCAGCAGUAGAAAACAACAAACACUGUGUUUUUGUUAGUAGGGGCUGGGUUGUGUUUAAUAAUGCAGAGCCUCCCUCUCUCUCUCUCUCUCUCUCUCUCUCUCUCUCUCUCUCUCUACCGGGCUGCCUCCCCUCCCCAGCCUUCUGCAGCUGACAGUUCAGUUGUAUGUGUGUGGGAUUUGUAGUGUCUGUCUGACUGCAGUGUAUGAAGCCUGUCCUACUCCAUCAGCAUUGUGUCCAGCGAGAGCCUCGGUUGCCAGUCUUCUCUUUGCUGUUUUUACUUGAAUUGUGUACUUCAAUAUUAAAGAUAAGGUUAAUUCCACUCUGGGCUUCAGUGCUGAGCCAUGUAUAUUUAUCAACAACCUUGAAGAUCAGGACUGAUUUUAUCACUGACUGCACUGAUUUUAUCAUUGAUUUAAGUAGGUUACCAUGUUUGUCCACUGUUGCAAAAACACAUCUUUAUGCAAUGUACUGGACUCCUCUAUCUAUAUGAACACGACUAUGGUCUGUGUUAUAGAUUUAAACCAUAGGACAGGAGCUUUGUGAAUGCAAGACACACAGCAAAAUAUAUUUAAAAAAUACUAUCCGUGACUCCUCUCUGAUUUGUCAAGCCUGUAUGUGUCUGUCUCCUCUCCCUGUAGAAACUAGCGGUGCUUAAGGAUGGCUUCCAGCUGGACUCAGUGGGUUCUCAGUCUGACCUGUGGGGCAGCAGCCCCUCCCUAGCCAACUCUGAGCUGUCCAUCCCUCGCCUCUACUCCGACACCAGCUCCCAGACAGACAUACCUGCUGAGGUGAGAGGGGGUUGUGUUCAGUUGGCACCAAAUGGAAGAAAAUUUACUGAAAUUGGGAGGCACUACCUGGACUUGUCCAAUAAGAAACACUUGUUUUUGUUUUCUGUUUUAAAAUGUUUUGCUUUGGUGUGCCCUAAUGAGCAGGACCCAGGUGUAACCUUUGGAAGCGUGCCAUGGAAUGAUACACAGAUACUGGUUGCAUCACUAAUUGAUCAGAAUGUAGCUUUGUCACACCACGCCUUCAUUUCUGUUAUUCUUUUGUUUGAUCCAGUUUGGGACCAACACCAACAAGUUGGCAGAGAAGGUUCGACUGAGCCUGAAGUAUGAAGAAGCAAAAAGAAGGUAACUUGUGUAACCCAGAUCAGGGGUUUUCAAACUUUUCUUGACCAGGCCAACCGGCGACCCAGGGAACCCCAUCAUAUGUUAGCACAUAAAAAAAAAGAAGAAACAUUUUGUCUUCUCAUCAGGUGAAUGAUAUUUGCAAGUAGAAGUAAUUAACAUUUUAAAAUGAAUAGAAUUGGUAGACAGUUUCAUUGUUUUGACUGCCCCACAGUUCAUUGGAAGAGGAAGUGUAAACUCUAAUAAUAGUCUAUUAGCUAGAAAGGGACACUACAUGACCAAAAGUAUGUGGACAACUGCUCGUCGAACAUCUCAUUCCAAAAUCAUGGGUAUUAAUAUGGAGUUGGUCCCCCUUUUGCUGCUAUAACAGCCUCCACUCUUCUGGGAAGGCUUUCCACUAGAUGUUGGAACAUUGCUGUGGGGACUUGCUUCCUUUCAGCCACAAGCAUUAGUGAGGUCGGGCACUGAUGUUGGGCAAUUAGGCCUGGCUCGCAGUCGCCGUUCCAAUUCAUCCCAAAGGUGUUCGAUGGGGUUGAGGUCAGGACUCUGUGCAGGCCAGUCAUUCCACACCGAUCUCGACAAACCAUUUCUGUAUGGACCUCGCUUUGUGCACGGGGGCAUUGUCAUGCUGAAACAGGAAAAGGCCUUCCCCAAACUGUUGUCACAAAGUUGGAAGCACAGAAUCAUCUAGAAUGUCAUUGUAUGCUGUAGUGUUAAGAUUUCCCUUCACUGGAACUAAGGGGCCUAGCCCGAAGCAUGAAAAACCGCCCCAGACCAUUAUUCCUCCUCCACCAAACUUUACAGUUGGCACUAUGCAUUGGGGCAGGUAGCGUUCUCCUGGCAUCCACCAUACCCAGAUUCGCCCGUCGUACUGCCAGAUGUUGAAGCGUGAUUCAUCACUACAGAGAAUGUGUUUCCACUGCUCCAGAGUCCAAUGGCGGCGAGCUUUACACCACUCCAGUCGAUGCUUGGCAUUGCGCAUGGUGAUUUUAGGCUUGUGUGCGGCUGCUCGGCCAUGGAAACCCAUUUCAUUAAGCUCCCGACGUAUAGUUAUUGUGCUGACGUUGCUACCAGAGGCAAUUUGGAACUCGGUAGUGAGUGUUGCAACCGAGUACAGAUUAUUUUUACGCGCUUCAGCACCCGCCUGUCCCGUUCUGUGAGCUUGUGUGGCCUACCACUUCGCGGCUGAACCGUUGUUGCGCCUAUACUUUUUCACUUCACAAUAACAGCACUUACAGUUGACUGGGGCAGCUCUAGCAGGGCAGAAAUUUGACGAACUGACUUGUUGGAAAGGUGGCAUCCUAUGACCGUGCCACGUUGAAAGUCACUGAGCUCUUUAGUAAGGCCAUUCUACUGCCAAUGUUUGUCAAUGGAGAUUGUGUGGCUGUGUGCUCAUUGUUAGUGCUCAUGAGAGCCCUGACAUUCAGAGUUUGAGCGGAAUAGGAUCACCUGUUGCGCAGUGAGAGCCAGCUCCUCAUAGCUGGUUGAUGCAUGGAAUGAAAUGUGUUCCUAUAAGCCCAUGUUGCGCAACAUUUCCAUAGGAUAUGCAAUUGCGUGGGAAAACAGACUUUUGAUGGCCUCUAUUAAAAAGAGGAAGAUCCCAUUAACUUUCUAUAGGCUAGGUCUACUAUAUUUAUUCAUCAACUUUCCUAAUAUUAAGUACAUUGCUUCGCUUUACAACCGGAGUAGCCUACCAGGCUGGCAUGAAAAUGAACUGAGGAAGAGCGUACACCAUUCCCUAUUCAAGAGCAUACGGAUGAAGUCAUUUUACCCCGCCCCUGUUCCGACAGGUGCAUGAUAAUGGCCCAUUUCUAAAUCAAAACUAAUUUCACACAUAAUAUUUAGUACAUGUAAAGACCAGAUUAAAUUGAGAAUAGUCUGAUGGGUGAGAAUAUUAUCACAUGUGAAUGAUGCAGUCUAAGGCAAGAAAGAGCGUAUACAUUUUUUUGGUGCUACUUUUUCCCAUAUGGUUCGUAUCACAACUAAAAUGGCCAAAUCACUCCAAGCGUAGCAUAUAGGCCUAGGAUGCCUGGAACAGGGUUGGAGAGCCCAUGGCCUACAGAGCCUAGUGAAACGUUCUUAUAAGCCCAGUAAUUGCGCAGUCGCGUGUGAAAACAGAGUUUUGACAGGCCACUAUUUAAAAGAGGAUGCCAGCUUUAUUGUGCUGCUAUUGCUCAAUUCUUAAAAUUAAGCACAUUAAUCCGCUUUACAACCGGUGUAGCCUACCUAGCAUAUUAAAAACGUAACCUUAGGAAGCGCUUCCUCCAAUGCAAUUCUAUGCAUUUUGCCAUGGAUAAUGCUGUGUUCCUCUGCUCAAACAUAAUAACAAAAUCAAUGGACAUGUGCCCUGAAUGCCCGGUAUUUGGAAUGUAAUUCUCCUUGACUUUCUAGCUUUUAUUUGAUUGUUAGUUCUCAAAGAUGGUAUAAAAACGCAUGUCAAAAAUGUUAUAAAUUGAUUUGCAUUUUAAUGAGGGAAAUAAGUAUUUGACCCCCUCUCAAUCAGAAAGAUUUCUGGCUCCCAGGUGUCUUUUAUACAGGUAACGAGCUGAGAUUAGGAGCACACUCUUAAAGGGAGUGCUCCUAAUCUCAGCUUGUUACCUGUAUAAAAGACACCUGUCCACAGAAGCAAUCAAUCAAUCAGAUUCCAAACUCUCCACCAUGGCCAAGACCAAAGAGCUCUCCAAGGAUGUUAGGGACAAGAUUGUAGACCUACACAAGGCUGGAAUGGGCUACAAGACCAUCGCCAAGCAGCUUGGUAAGAAGGUGACAACAGUUGGUGCGAUUAUUUGCAAAUGGAAGAAACACAAAAGAACUGUCAAUCUCCCUCGGCCUGGGGCUCCAUGCAAGAUCUCACCUCGUGGAGUUGCAAUGAUCAUGAGAACGGUGAGGAAUCCCUCAGCCAGGGCAUUGAAAAUGGGUCGUGGAUGGGUAUUCCAGCAUGACAAUGACCCAAAACACACGGCCAAGGCAACAAAGGAGUGGCUCAAGAAGAAGCACAUUAAGGUCCUGGAGUGGCCUAGCCAGUCUCCAGACCUUAAUCCCAUAGAAAAUCUGUGGAGGGAGCUGAAGGUUCGAGUUGCCAAACGUCAGGCUUGAAACCUUAAUGACUUGGAGAAGAUCUGCAAAGAGGAGUGGGACAAAAUCCCUCCUUAGAUGUGUGCAAACCUAGUGGCCAACUACAAGAAACGUCUGACCUCUGUGAUUGCCAACAAGGGUUUGGCACCAAGUACUAAGUCAUGUUUUGCAGAGGGGUCAAAUACUUAUUUCCCUCAUUAAAAUGCAAAUCAAUUUAUAACAUUUUUGACAUGCGUUUUUGUGUUAUUCUGUCUCUCAUUGUUCAAAUAAACCUACCAUUAAAAUUAUAGACUGAUCAUGUCUUUGUCAGUGGGCAAAUGUACAAAAUCAGCAGGGGAUCAAAUACUUUUUUCCCUCACUGUAGAUAGUUAGUUCAAUAUCUUUUUGGCAUGCUUUCUAUCUGGUUCUAGUCAUUUUAAGUUGACACAGAAACAGUUUUUCUAUAUUGAAACAGAUGGCCCGCCUAAGAAUUUUCUAUACAUAAAACCCCCCAUUUAAUUAGCUCCGAUGACUGGCAAUGAAGCCAUUUAUCUACUUCCCCAGAGUCGGAUGAACAGGAACAGCUAGCCUGCUAACUGUUCAUGUAGACUUCGUCAUUGCGCUAACGCUAGUUAGCAUUGGCUGGUGAAACUACCUCUUACUUCCUUCAUACUGGACACAGAGACAUUAAAAUGGUAUCCAUGAUGGUAUUCUGUUGCAGCAGCUAUAUUUAUAAAAUAAUUAUUUUUCACAUAAAAACAACCUUUAAAAUAUUAUUCCCAAAAAAGAAAACCCCUGACCCAGAUUACUCAUUCCCAACACAACCCAUCAUCAAGUUUCAGUCUAGUGACUUUAUAACUUGCUAUGAGCAUUCAUGAGCCCUUAUAAUGACUUAUAUAACAUAUUGAAAGCCAUAUUAUAUCUCUUCUAAACCUUCUCUCCUUCACACAAUUAAAUACAACAUAAAAUAACAUGAAUUAUAUGAUAUCUAUGCUCUCCUCCCUCCACCCCCAGGAUUGCCACCAUCGAGGUGCAGAUAGCCAAACUGGACAGUGAGGCUUGGCCGGGGCUUCUAGACCCAGAGCGCGACCGCCUGAUCCUCAUCAAUGAGAAGGAGGAGCUACUCAAGGAGCUGCAGUACAUCAAGCCCUGCAAGAGAGCGCCCAAUGACCAGCAGAAGAUUGAGACUGAGAAGAAGAUGCUUGAGAGAGACCUGCAGGCUGCCAGGGACAACCAGAGCAAGGCCCUGACUGAGAGGUGAGCAGGGGAGGUGAUGGGAGUGAUGUGCCCUCUUUCGUUUAUCUCCAACUAAGUAAUGGUGGGGGAAACAUUGGUCAGCCUACGGCUCACAGACAUAUUGAGGGAUGGCCAUCACUCCAUCCCUGGGUAAGGUCACGGUCAGGGAAGGAGGGAUAACAGAGGGGGACUAGAGCUGCACACCAGGAAAGCAUCAUGGUCACAUACAAUGAUACAGGAGAUUUAAAUUAAAGUAAUCCACUCUUCUGUCUUCGCAGGAAACUUUUAUUGCCACUUUUUGGCGUUAGUUAUAUUUCCUUUAGUCAGCACCUCACCAAAAGAGUGCAUUUUUUAUUCAUUUAUACAUCACAUUUCAAAGCUAGCCAGACAACGGGUCGGCGCGUCUGAUGUGUGAAGGAGAGAGGGGGCCAUUGGAAUCCCACUGGAACUAGGCUGCAGUAUACUCACAGAUGGGGAAUAGAUAGGUAGUGAAAAGACAUUGUGCAAGUGCCUCAGGUGCAGCACCUGAUAUGACUGUUACAUAAACACAAAAGGUCUACUCCCUGAUGUGGACCUGGUGAUGGACUGGGCCCGUGGCUCUGUAACAAAUAGAAACUAGACUGAACACUAGCUUUGGAAAACAGACCGACGUCUCCAACUGGGUUCAAGAAAACACUGUCAAACAGGUUGAAAAGCAUCAACACUGUGCUCUCUAUGUUAACCUAACAUUGUGUAUGUUGACCCUGUAAGAGUUACUCCCAGACACACAACACACCUGUGCACCUUUUGUUGUGUUGGAUGCUUCGAUCCGCAUAACCUUUUUUCAUGACAUUCAUGGCUCAUGGUUGUAAUUGGAUCACAGACUGUAGACGUGGAUAGUGUAUGUACUGUAGUGUAGAACCCCUUCCCCCCUCCCCCCUAGCCUUUUACCCAUCACUGGCCCUCUGUAAGGUGCAUUUUUACCCUUUAGUGAUUGGACACCUGCACUGGAUCAAGUAACCAAGGGGACUACAACAAUUGGGCCUUGUGGCUGCGGCACACUCUCUCGUAUUCCUCUCUCUCUCUCUCUCUCUCUCUCACACACACACACAUUCCCUUCUCUCUCUCUCUCUCUCUCUCUCUCUCAUAUUCAUAUUCCCCCUCUAGCCUUCCUAAACAGCUACCUUGUUCUCUGUGCUCAAUACUGUAACUGCAUUGAGUUCCCUCUCUGCUUUCUCCCUUCCUGUAACCUGAGCGGCACAAACCGGGGAUGUAGGUUGGACACAAAAGAUGCCUUUUUCUAACUGCUGGUUCUGUAACCGCGGCCUGGAAGAUGAUCAAAAGACUCAGUUACGAUGUUAUGGCCUGUUUCCAUUAAAGCCUCAUCACACUGACACACUCCCCCAAUAAAUAAAGAACUGGAUAAUAAGAUGUAUUUUAUGAGACAGAAGUGUCUGUCUUUUGUUCUUAUAACUGUGUCUAUAAUGCUGUAUAUCUUUUCAAUCAGGCUGUGACCUAACAUGUUUUGUUUUCUAUCAGAUUGAGAUUGCACUGUAAGAGAAACAAGCUGGUGAGAGAGCUGGAGGAGAUGGUUCGCCUGGCCUCAUCACUACACACUCAGCUCAAGAGGUACACACACUCACCCGUCUAUACAACACAUUCAGCUACUGUCUCCCAACACUACCACACUGUCAGUUCAGGAGGCACACUCACUUAAAUGUAUCUACUAAGCAUUUAAACUCCUAUUGCACAACUCAAUGUGCACAUUCAAAAUGAAAACCGAUUAAGACAUCAUUUUAUUGUCUACAUGGAGACAUGGCAACCUUUUAACCAUGGAGGUCUUGGUCAGGUGAGGUUACAGUCACCAAGGUGUAAUGGUACACUACUACUGUACUCUCUGCUCUAAAGUUGUUCACUAAUCACUACACACUUCUGAGCACAGUCUCUUCUCCUAUCUAACCUCUCACAUCUCAAAAUGGGCUUAGUGCUUCUGAACAUUCAACACUUUCAUCCAACAAACCCAUUUUCCCUCUGAGGCAACUGUAGAGUUGCAAGCUGUUUCAUCAGGUAUUUUAAUAAACAUCACAACCCGGCCUUGCCUGGUCCCCUAAGCCUACUCGCUACCCUUUGAUGGGAAAGAGUGAAACUUUAAUCCAAGGUCUACAGGGGAGCUGGGGAAUGGUGAAGAUCACAUUCCCCUCAUUCACCUGAAAGGAUUUUAUCUUUCAUUUCUUGAACCCCGUAAAUUCACGAGGUCUGUUCUAGACUACGGUAUUUUAUCUUCUGAGUGGCUUGUAUGGUUCAUUCAGUUCUAUGAGGGAGUGUUGGUCUUAAAAGAGUAUGAGGGAGGGAUAGGACAAAGAGUAUUUAAAAUGUUCUCUAAAAGCUCAAGAUGAAAGGUGCCUCAGAGGGUAGCUCUCCUGUUAUCUUCAACCGCUAGUGGUUCCUCCUCACUUCAGUCACAUAGUCUUGUCAAUUUGAAUUUAAGCUCGCAAACACAAAUUAGCAGUUCAGAAAUGUGUUCACUGUGAAACUGAAGCUGUGUUUUAUAAGAUGAUGCAAAGUCUCUGUAAGAGCCGUAUACUGUAUAGGGUGUUCACACAUACAAUUAUUAUUUAAUUCAAUGUUUAUGAAAAUAUUAAUUCAAUAGAAUUUCAUCAGAAAAACAACAUGUCUCUACCAUAUAUAGUUCAAAAGUUACAGACUAUUUACUCUGAGAAUUUAGCGUGAUUAGAGUGAAUAGAAUGUCAUUAUGGCUAUGGCCAAAAAGUGGUCGCUGCUCAAUAGAACUGUCAGUGCUCCAUGGGCAGAACGGUGCUAACUUCAAUCAUCAACUGAUAAGGUAGGUAGUGGCUGCAGGUUCGUGUGUGAUAACAUGGGCUUUUUCUAAAUGAAAUCACUCCCUGAAAAAAAAUCUGUUCCAAUUUUCAUGAUGGAUUUCUGAGUCUCCCCCUUUUAAAUUGCCAUAGAAACGGCCCCUCUUAACAUUGAUUGACCGGGGUUAGAGGAAUAGAGAGCCACAGAUCUGUAGAUGAAAAUGACGAGGGUAUCAAGUUCAUUUUGAUUGGUCCAAAGCGCUGAAACGCCUCCUAAUGUUACCACCUCCCAACGCAGAAAUAUGGAAAAGAUACCAAGAGCUGCGCGGUCUAAAUUAGCAACGUUCACAACAAACUAACGUUCUUAUUUAAUCAACACUGUUAAGUACAAGCAUAUUAAGGUUGUAAUAUUGUAGAGAACAAUCUAAUGAUUCAUAGUAUGUGAUUCAUAAUGAAAACUAGGUUUAGACGUUAAUUUAGUAGCACCCUCUUGAAUUUACCCGUAUUUCACUACAUUCUAGAGCAGUGAAGGAACGCCCUAUACUGUAUUCAAGCUCUUUUAAUAGGUAAACAGUGAUAAUCAAACAAGUACAGUGCUGUGAAAAAGUAUUUGCCCCCUUUCUAAUUUUUGCUACUUUUGCAUAUUUUUUAUACUGAAUGUUAGCAGAUUUUCAACCAAAACCUAAUAUUAGAUAAAGGGAACCUGAGUGAACAAAUAACACAACAAUGACAGUUCAUUUAUUUCAUAAACAAAGUUCUGCAACACCCAAUGCCCUUGUGUGAAAAAGUAAUUGCCCCCUAACACUCAACUGGUUGUGCCACCUUUAGCUGCAAUGACUGCAACCAAAUGCUUAAUGUAGUUGUUGAUCAGUCUUUCACAUCGCUGUGGAGGAAUUUUGGCCCACUUCCAUGCAGAACUACUUUAACUCAGUGACAUUUGUGGCUUUUCGAGCAUGCUCUGCUCGUUUCAAGUCCUGCCACAACAUCUCAAUUGGGAUUAGGUCUGGACUUUCCAAAACUUCACAAAACUUCAGAUUUGUUCUUUUUUUUUGUGCCAUUUUCAUGUAGACUUGAUUGUGUGUUUUGGAUCAUUGUCUUGCUGCAUCACCCAGCUGUGCUUCAGCUUCAGCUCACAGACGGAUGGCCUGACAUUUUCCUGUAUAAUUAUCUGAUACAGAGCAGAAUUCAUGGUUCCUUCUAUUAAGGCAAGUUGUCUGGGUCCUGAGGCAGCAAAGCAUCCCCAAACCAUCACAUUGCUACCACCAUGCUUGACCGUUGGUAUGAGGUUCUUACUGUGGAAUGCAGUGUUUGGUUUUAGCCAGGCAUAAUGGGACCCAUGUCAUCCAAAACGUUAUACUUUUGACUCAUCUGUCCAUCUGUCUUGAUGCUCAUCCAGGUGCUUCCAGGUGCUUUUUGCCAAACUUGAGUCAGCUUUUUGGACGAGAUGGGUCCCAUUAUGCCUGGCGAAAACCAAACACUGCGUUCCAUAGUCAGACCCUCAAAUCAACAGUCAAGCAUGGUGGUGGUAGUGUGAUGGUUUGGGGAUGCUUUGCGGCCUCAGUAUCUGGACGACUUGCCUUAAUAGAAGGAACAGUUCAUACUUGAAAACCCACAAAUGUCGCUAAGCUAAAACAGUUCUGCAUGCAAGACUGGGCCAAAAUUCCUCCACAGCGAUGUGAAAGACUGAUCAACAACUACAGGAAGCAUUUGGUUGCGGUCAUUGUAGUUAAAGGUGGCACAACCAGUUAUUGAGUGUAAGGGGGCAAUUACUUUUUCACACAGGGGGAUUGGGUGUUACAUAACUUUGUUAAUUAAAUAAAUAAAAUAAGUAUAAAUUUUUGUUGUUAUUUGUAAACUCAGAUUCCCUUUAUCUAAUACAGUGCAUUUGGAAAAUAUUCAGACCCCUUGACUUUUUCCACAUUUUGUUACGUUACAGCCUUAUUCUAAAAUGGAUGAAAUUGUUUAUUUUCAUCCUCAAUCUACACACAAUACCCCAUAAUGACAAAGCAAAAACAGGUUUUUGAAAUUUGUGCAAAAGUAUUACAAAUAGAAAACAGAAAUAUGACAUUUACAUAAGUAUUCAGACCCUUUACUCAGUAUUUUGUUGAAGCACCUUUGGCAGGGAUUACAGCCUUGAGUCUUCUUGGGUAUGACUCUACAAGCUUGGCACACCUGUAUUUGGGGAGUUUCUCCCAUUCUUCUCUGCAGAUCCUCUCAAGCUCUGUCAGGUUGGAUGGGGAGCGUCACUGCACAGCUAUUUUCAGGUCUCUCCAGGAGAUGUUUAAUCGGGUUCAAGUCCGGGCUCUGGCUGGGCCACUCAAGGACAUUCAGAGACUUGUCCCGAAGCCACUCCUGCGUUGUCUUGGCUGUGUGCUUAGGGUUGUUGUCCUGUUGGAAGGUGAACCUUCGCCCCAGUCUGAGGUCCUGAGUGUUCUGGAGCAGGUUUUCAUCAAAGAUCUCUCUGUACUUUGCUCCGUUCAUCUUUCCCUCGAUCCUGACUAGUCUCCCAGUCCCUGCCGCUGAAAAACAUCCCCCCCAGCAUGAUGCUGCAACCACCAUGCUUCACCGUAGGGAGGAUGCCAGGUUUCCUCCAGACGUGACGCUUGGAAUUCAGGCCAAAGAGUUCAAUCUUGGUUUCAUUAGACCAGAGAAUCUUGUUUCUCAUGGUCUGAGAGUCCUUUAGGUGCCUUUUGGCAAGGUCCAAGCGGGCUGUCAUGUGCCUUUUACUGAGGAGUGGCUUCUGUCUAGCUACUCUACCAUAAAGGCCUUAUUGGUGGAGUGCUGCAGAGAUUGUUGUCCUUCUGGAAGGUUCUCCCAUCUCCACAGAGGAACUCUGGAGCUCUUGGUCACCUCCCUGACCAAGGCCCUUCUCCCCCGAUUGCUCAGUUUGGCCGGGCGGCCAGCACUAGGAAGAGUCUUGGUGGUUCCAAACUUCUUCCAUUUCAAAUUGAUGGAAGCCACUGUGUUCUUGGGGACCUUCAAUGCUGCAGAAUGUUUUUGGUACCCUUCCCCAGAUCUGUGCCUUGACACAAUCCUGUAUCGGAGCUCUAUGGACAGUUCCUUCGACCUCAUGGCUUAGUUUUUGAUCGACAUGCACUUUCAACUGUGGGACCUUAUAUAGACAGGUGUGUGCCUUUCCAAAUCAUGUCCAAUCAAUUGAAUUUACCACAGGUGGACUCCAAUCAAGUUGUAGAAACAUCUGAAGGAUGAUCAAUGGAAACAGGAUGCAUCUGAGCUCAAUUUCGAGUGUCAUAGCAAAGGGUCUGAAUACUUAUGUAAAUAAGGUAUUUCUGUUUUAUUUUUAAUACAUUUGCAAACAUUCUUAACUUGUUUUUGAUUUGUCAUUAUGGGUUACUGUGUGGAGAUUGAUGAGGAAAAAAAUGAAUAUAAUCCAUUUUAGAAUAAGGCUGUAACGUAACAAUGUGGAAAAAGUCAAGGGGUCUGAAUACUUUCCGAAUGCGCUGUAUUAGGUUUAGGUUGAAGAUCAGAUAACAUUCAGUAUCAAAAAUAUGCAAAAAUAAAGAAAAUCAGAAAGGGGGCAAAUACUUUUUCACGGCACAAACUGUAAUAAUAGCGAUUCUCUCUCUCUGUGUCUGUCUCUGUGUUUUUGUUCUCCUAUCAUGCCUAAUUCAUCCUCUGUUUCUGGCUGAUAUACAGUACAUCAAAGGGCUGAAAUGCAGAGAAACUCCCCUGUGUCAUUCCUUAUGCGCUUGCCAAGCCAUAAUUAGGGUGUUUGCUGUAGAGCAGAAACUGCAUUUGAAGUCACGGAGGGCUAAAAGAGGGGAGGAAAAUAGGGUUUCCAGUGCCCACAAAGACAGGGGAAUGGCUACGGAAGGCAUAGGUCUGCCUGGAGUGUGCUCCUAGCGCUUCUAACACUGUGGUCUUCUCUCCCUCUCUUUAUCUCUGUCGCUUGGUCCCUCGUUCGCUUUAUCACCCAUUCCCUCUGUUUUUCUCUCUCCCGCUCUCCUUUUCUUUCUGGCCCCAAUUUUCUCUCUCUCUCUCUCCCUCCUCUCUGCCCUCUUUCUGUCUCAUUAUGUCCCUCCUUCCUUCUCCCCCUCCAAUCCUCUCCUCUCUGCCUCUCUCUUUCUCCCCAUCUACACCCAUCCCCUCUCUCUUCUCUUCUCUAUGCCUUCUUUCUGUCUCAUUCUCUCUUCCCUCCUUAUCCCCAUCCAACCCUCUCUUCCCUCUCUCCCUACAGUCUGUCGGCCAGCACGCUGUCGUGUUCGUCAGGCAGCAGCCGUGGCUCGUUGACCUCCAGCCGGGGCUCUUUGGCCACCACAUCCUCCCUGGGCUCCACCUCCUCCCUGAGCUUUACCGACAUCUACCUGGAGCAGCCCGAGCUGGGAGACCUCGACUUCCAGAACAAACUGGAAACCCUACUGCAGGAGGGCGGCCCGGGGAUCAGCUACCGGCCCUCCAGCUCCAUCACCACCAUCCACGAGCACGAGGUGGUCCCCGUAGUCGAUGCCGGGACCUGGGGGGACACGGGGGGUGUUGUCGGCGGGGGAGCGGAGGCCGGCACCAGGCUACAGGCGCUGAGACUUUCAGAGACGCCGAGGUCCAUGAGCUCGCUGUCGCCGAGGUCUUCGUUGUCGUCGCUCUCGCCACCCUGCUCGCCCCUGGUCACGGACUCCACAUUCCUCUCAGGGGAGGGGUUUGCAGUGGGGGGGGGCCUGGGGGGGCUGGACGUGGAGCUGCAUAGCAGGCUGACAGAGCUGGGGUUGGACAGGGAGGAGCAGCAGCACCGUGGAGGUGGAGGGGUGGAGAUGGACACCAAGCAGGCCAUGACUGGAGAGGUGCUUAAAGGUACAGUCACUGUCUAUUAUCUGACAUUGGUACAGCAUUGUCAGAAGAGUCAUUGUAUGAACUGCGACUGUGCAGUGGUGGAAAAAGUACCCAAUUUUCAUACUUGAGAAAAAGUAAAGAUACCUUAAUAGAAAAUGACUCAAGUGAAAGUCACCCAGUAAAAUACCACUUGAGUAAAAGUAUUUGGAUUUAAAUAUACUUAAGUAUCAAAAGUAAAAGUAUAAAUAAUUUCAAAUUCCUUACGGCAUCAUUUACUAUUUUUUAUUUACGGAUAGCCAGGGGCAUGUUUCAACACUCAGACAGCAUUUACAAACGAAGCAUGUGUUUAGUGAGUCCCCCAGAUAAGAGGCAGUAGGGAUGACUAGGGAUCUUCUCUUGAUAUGUGUGUGAAUUAGACAAAUUUCCUGUCCUGCUAAGCAUUUAAAAUGUUAUGAGUACUUUUGGUUGUCAGGGAAAUUUUAUGGAGUAAAAAGUACAUACUUUUCUUUAGGAAUGUAGUGAAGUAAGUUGUCAAAAAUAUAAAUAUUAAAGUAAAGUACAGAUACCCCAAAAAACUACUUAAGUAGUACUUUCAAGUGUUUUACUUGAGUACUUUACACCACCACUUGUGUUACUAUGAGGUGGGGUGUAGUGGAGUAUAUAGUAAUCUCCAUUGUGAUCCAUAAAGAAUGAAUGUUUGAAUUAUUUAAAUAAUUUGCAACAGUUUGAGAUCCACACAACACAUUACAAAUCAGAGCAAUGGCAGUGUCAGCAACACAUUAAGAAAAAUAUUAAUGUGAAUAUAUAUACACACACACACACACACACACACACACACACACACAGUGAGGGAAAAAAGUAUUUGAUCCCCUGCUGAUUUUGUACAUUUGCCCACUGACAAAGAAAUGAUCAGUCUAUAAUUUUAAUGGUAGGUUUAUUUGAACAGUGAGAGACAGAAUAACAACAAAAAAAUCCAGAAAAAAAACGCUAGUCAAAAAUGUUAUAAAUUGAUUUGCAUUUUAAUAGGGGAAAUAAGUAUUUGACCCCCUCUCAAUCAGAAAGAUUUCUGGCUCCCAGGUGUCUUUUAACAGGUAACGAGCUGAGAUUAGGAGCACACUCUUAAAAGGAGUGCUCCUAAUCUCAGUUUGUUACCUGUAUAAAAGACACCUGUCCACAGAAGCAAUCAAUCAAUCAGAUUCCAAACUCUCCACCAUGGCCAAGACCAAAGAGCUCUCCAAGGAUGUCAGGGACAAGAUUGUAGACCUACACAAGGCUGGAAUGGGCUACAAGACCAUCGCCAAGCAGCUUGGUGAGAAGGUGACAACAGUUGGUGCGAUUAUUUGCAAAUGGAAGAAACACAAAGGACUGUCAAUCUCCCUCGGCCUGGGGCUCCAUGCAAGAUCUCACCUCGUGGAGUUGCAAUGAUCAUGAGAACGGUGAGGAAUCACCCCAGAAAUACACGGGAGGAUCUUGUCAAUGAUCUCAAGGCAGCUGGGACCUUAGUCACCAAGAAAACAAUUGGUAACACACUACGCCGUGAAGGACUGAAAUCCUGCAGCGCCCGCAAGGUCCCCCUGCUCAAGAAAGCACAUAUACAGGGCCGUCUAAAGUUUGCCAAUGAACAUCUGAAUGAUUCAGAGGAGAACUGGGUUGAAAGUGUUGUGGUCAGAUGAGACCAAAAUCGAGCUCUUUGGCAUCAACUCAACUCGCCGUGUUUGGAGGAGGAGGAAUGCUGCCUAUGACCCCCAAGAACACCAUCCCCACCGUCAAACAUGGAGGUGGAAACAUUAUGCUUGGGGGUGUUUUUCUGCUAAGGGGACAGGACAACUUCACCGCAUCAAAGGGACGAUGGACGGGCCAUGUACCGUCAAAUUUGGGUGAGAACCUCUUUCCCUCAGCCAGGGCAUUGAAAAUGGGUCGUGGAUGGGUAUUCCAGCAUGACAAUGACCCAAAACACACGGCCAAGGCAACAAAGGAGUGGCUCAAGAAGAAGCACAUUAAGGUCCUGGAGUGGCCUAGCCAGUCUCCAGACCUUAAUCCCAUUGACAAUCUGUGGAGGGAGCUGAAGGUUCGAGUUGCCAACGUCAGGCUCCCAAAUUUUUUAGGUUUUGGGGCGGGUUUUGGGGUUUUGCAAAAACCCUCCAGUUUCUUUUUCCCCCUUCCAAACUUUAAAAAGGGUUUUUUUUGGAGUUUUUUUAAAAACCCCAAAAAUUUUUAAAUUUUUUUUUUUUUUUUUUUUUUUUUUUUUUUUUUUUUUUUUUUCAUUGACAUGGACAUUCUCCCAAUCCUCUUCUGGAUCAUCAAAUGACUUCAGAGGGGCCCGGAAAAUGUAGGGCUUAACGGGGGACACGUCUCGCAUUGAGGAUUUGAGUCCCUGGCGGCGUAGUGUGUUACUGAUGGUUGGCUUUGUUACUUUGGUCCCAGCUCUCUGCAGGUCAUUCACUAGGUCCCCCCGUGUGGUUCUGGGAUUUUUGCUCACCGUUCUUGUGAUCAUUUUGACCCCACGGGGGGGAGAUCUUGCGUGGAGCCCCAGAUCGAGGGAGAUUAUCAGUGGUCUUGUAUGUCUUCCAUUUCCUAAUAAUUGCUCCCACAGUUGAUUUCUUCAAACCAAGGUGCUUACCUAUUGCAGAUUCAGUCUUCCCAGCCUGGUGCAGGUCUACAAUUUUGUUUUUGGUGUCCUUUGACAGCUCUUUCGUCUUGGCCAUUGUGAAAUUUGGAGUGUGACUGUUUGAGGUUGUGGACAGGUGUCUUUUAUACUGAUAACAAGUUCAAACAGGUGCCAUUAAUACAGGUAACGAGUGGAGGACAGAGGAGCCUCUUAAAGAAGAAGUUACAGGUCUGUGAGAGCCAGAAAUCUUGCUUGUUUGUAGGUGACCAAAUACUUAUUUUCCACCAUAAUUGCAAAUAAAUUCAUUAAAAAUCCUACAAUGGGAUUUUCUGGAUUUUUUUUUCUCAAUUUGUCUGUCAUAGUUGACGUGUACCUAUGAUGAAAAUUGCAGGCCUCUCUCAUCUUUUUAAGUGGGAGAACUUGCACAAUUGGUGGCUGACUAAAUACUUUUUUCCCCCACUGUAUAUAGUAAUCUCCAUUGUGAUCCAUAAAGAAUGAAUGUUUGAAUUAUUUAAAUAAUUUGCAACAGUUUGAGAUCCACACAACACAUUACAAAUCAGAGCAAUGGCAGUGUCAGCAACACAUUAAGAAAAAUAUUAAUGUGAAUAUAUAUACACACACACACACACACACACACACACACACACACACACACACACAGUGAGGGAAAAAAGUAUUUGAUCCCCUGCUGAUUUUGUACAUUUGCCCACUGACAAAGAAAUGAUCAGUCUAUAAUUUUAAUGGUAGGUUUAUUUGAACAGUGAGAGACAGAAUAACAACAAAAAAAUCCAGAAAAAAAACGCUAGUCAAAAAUGUUAUAAAUUGAUUUGCAUUUUAAUAGGGGAAAUAAGUAUUUGACCCCCUCUCAAUCAGAAAGAUUUCUGGCUCCCAGGUGUCUUUUAACAGGUAACGAGCUGAGAUUAGGAGCACACUCUUAAAAGGAGUGCUCCUAAUCUCAGUUUGUUACCUGUAUAAAAGACACCUGUCCACAGAAGCAAUCAAUCAAUCAGAUUCCAAACUCUCCACCAUGGCCAAGACCAAAGAGCUCUCCAAGGAUGUCAGGGACAAGAUUGUAGACCUACACAAGGCUGGAAUGGGCUACAAGACCAUCGCCAAGCAGCUUGGUGAGAAGGUGACAACAGUUGGUGCGAUUAUUUGCAAAUGGAAGAAACACAAAGGACUGUCAAUCUCCCUCGGCCUGGGGCUCCAUGCAAGAUCUCACCUCGUGGAGUUGCAAUGAUCAUGAGAACGGUGAGGAAUCACCCCAGAAAUACACGGGAGGAUCUUGUCAAUGAUCUCAAGGCAGCUGGGACCUUAGUCACCAAGAAAACAAUUGGUAACACACUACGCCGUGAAGGACUGAAAUCCUGCAGCGCCCGCAAGGUCCCCCUGCUCAAGAAAGCACAUAUACAGGGCCGUCUAAAGUUUGCCAAUGAACAUCUGAAUGAUUCAGAGGAGAACUGGGUGAAAGUGUUGUGGUCAGAUGAGACCAAAAUCGAGCUCUUUGGCAUCAACUCAACUCGCCGUGUUUGGAGGAGGAGGAAUGCUGCCUAUGACCCCCAAGAACACCAUCCCCACCGUCAAACAUGGAGGUGGAAACAUUAUGCUUUGGGGGUGUUUUUCUGCUAAGGGGACAGGACAACUUCACCGCAUCAAAGGGACGAUGGACGGGGCCAUGUACCGUCAAAUCUUGGGUGAGAACCUCUUUCCCUCAGCCAGGGCAUUGAAAAUGGGUCGUGGAUGGGUAUUCCAGCAUGACAAUGACCCAAAACACACGGCCAAGGCAACAAAGGAGUGGCUCAAGAAGAAGCACAUUAAGGUCCUGGAGUGGCCUAGCCAGUCUCCAGACCUUAAUCCCAUUGACAAUCUGUGGAGGGAGCUGAAGGUUCGAGUUGCCAAACGUCAGGCUCGAAACCUUAAUGACUUGGAGAAGAUCUGCAAAGAGGAGUGGAACAAAAUCCCUCCUGAGAUGUGUGCAAACCUGGUGGCCAACUACAAGAAACGUCUGACCUCUGUGAUUGCCAACAAGGGUUUUGCCACCAAGUACUAAGUCAUGUUUUGCAGAGGGGUCAAAUACGUAUUUCCCUCAUUAAAAUGCAAAUCAAUUUAUAACAUUUAUGACAUGCGUUUUUCUGGAUUUUUUGGUUGUUAUUCUGUCUCUCACUGUUCAAAUAAACCUACCAUUAAAAUUAUAGACUGAUCAUGUCUUUGUCAGUGGGCAAACGUACAAAAUCAGCAGGGGAUCAAAUACUUUCUGGCCCACCGUUACCUGUGUGGUGGUGUUGUAAAGUGAACCUACUCCAGCUAUGCAACUCAACACCGGUUCCCAUGGCUGCAACGGGGGAAAGGUUGUGACAAGGUGUUGUCUUUCUCUACACUCCUCUUUUCCUAUCCUCCUCUUUCCAACCCCAUUUUCACAUAGAUGGCGUAGCGCAGGUCCGAGGGACGGCAGGGGCUGGGUCUAAGAAGAUGGGUGUGACGUCAGCAGUGUCUGAUGAGUCGGUGGCGGGUGACAGCGGGGUGUACGAGCCCUCGGAGAGGUGGGUACUGUAGUAGCCACUGGGUCACCUGGAGGAGAGGUGUUCUUUACACUGGAGUCUGACCCGUCACUGAUAGUAAGAAAAGAUAGUGCUUCAUUAACACCCCUAUCUAUCUAUAUUAAAGUGAACAUUGUCUCAAUCAAUGACUGUAUAUAUGAAUGGACAAAGCCAUCGAUCACAUAACGCCAUUCAUGCCUAUGUAAAGACUCAAUAGCGCAUUGAAGCCAAAUUAAGUUGGUUCAGAUGGCUUCUCAUGGAGACAUAACAUGCGCAGUUUGAGCUACAAGAAGUGGCGUUGCAGGCUAGCUCAGUGCUGCCUCCUCUCAUUGAGUAACUGAAGUUAAAGGCCAACAGGGGGGUACUGCAGGUGCCAUUAGCAACUCAAUUAUUUACAUUUACGUCAUUUAGCAGACGCUCUUAUCCAGAGCGACUUACAGUUAGUGAGUGCAUACAUUUUCAUACUGGUGCAUACAUUUUCAUGUGGGAAACGAACCCACAACCCUGGUGUUGCAAGCGCCAUGCUCUACCAACUGAGCUACAGGGGACUUAACUUUGUGUGCGUUUAAAAAAAAAAUAUAUAUACAUAUUUUAAAUAAUCGUUUCAAGGACAUACAUCUGGUGUUUGAGAAGCAAUUAUUGGUACCAUGAUUGUCUUAAAAUUAUUAUUAUCUUUACACGAAGAUUGACCACUAAUUUUGCUCAUCCACCUAAUGCCACGUACACAUCGUGACAUAUUUCAUUACGGCGUACGGCAUCAUCACGCAAUCUCGUUCAGCUACUGGAUGGAGAGCUUAGGGUUUCACAAUGCAUGACAAGAUGAAGAGCCUAGUCUCUUCAAAGAUCACAUUUAUUUUGGGAGAUUGCAAAAUAUGAUAUUUUCAUUCAAGACAUGAGAAACAUAUUGUUUCAGGUGAUCAUAAAACAUGUUUAGUUACUUUUUCCUUAACUUGUUUCUCUAACUUUCUAGCAAGUUAAGCUAGCUUACAGAGCAGCUAGCUAAAAGCUAGGCUUGGUUGAAGAUACUGUAGCUAGCGACCUCCAUCUAAUAAUUAUCAUAAAAAACAAACGUCAUUACAUCACAAUAAACUAAAACGGGUUUAUAAAAUAAUUGGCUCAACAGUCAAUGUGUAUUAUUUAACAUUACUAUUAAAAUAGUACUCACUUAUAGGAAUGGGUAAUUGUUUACAAGCUGUUAAAUAUCCCAUAAAGCCGUUCUGUGGUUUGGUCAAUUCCGUUUCUUUUUUUUUCUUGAUUUUAUUUGUAAAAAAUCUCCAAACAAAACAAAACAUACAAGAGACAACAUACAGACGCACACAAACAUCAACAACAUCACUCCUGCCCCAUCUGUUCUCACCCCCAUCUCCAGUGCCUGCACUAUUCUCUUCCACAUGUCCUCAAAUUGCAUCAUUUUGUUCCUCUCUGUCGCCCACGCUCUUUCAAUAUUCAGAUAAUGACGCAUUAGAUUUUUCCAUUGUCUUAACGAUGGAGGAUUGGUUGAUUUUCCAGUUAAGUAAAUGUUUUUUCAAGACCAUUGACAAGAAGAGUAUCGUCCAACCCAUCGGGUAUCUCACUGCCCCCUCAUAUGACAUGUCUUGAAAUAUGCAGACAGACAGAUUAAAAGUAAAUUUACAUUGUAAUACUUCUAACAGCCAACUUUCUAACUCCGCCCAUAACUUUUGGACUUUAUAGCAUUCUCAGAAGGCAUGGAUUGAGUCGUUAGUUUUACACUUAAGACAUGACUCUGUCGUUGUUCUGUAGACUUUGUGAACUUUGGUCUCUAUACAUGAGUAUACUGGAUUAAGGGUACAUUUUCGUUACCUGUAAUUUCUUUAGUUAUGUUCCAACAUUCCCUCCAUCUUGUGCCAAUAUCAGUUAUUUUUAUGUCUUGGUUCCAAUAGUUUAUAUUUUUUUCUAAGGGGUUGUCAGUUGGAUAGGCUCUCUGCAAAGUUUUGUAUAUCUUACCUAUCAUAUGAAUACCCUUUUCUGACUCAAAUAGGAUUCCUUCAAGAUUGCUCUGAUGUCCAAAAGAUUUCCAAUCGAAAUGUUGUGAUAUGAAACUUUUAAGUUGCAUCUAUUUGAAAAUAUCUGCAUUGGUUAGUCCAAAAUUCAGUUUUAAUUCUGUCAUGGAAAUAAAUGUAUUUCCUAUUACCAAGUCAUUGACGGCUUCUAUGCCUUUAGUUUUACAUGUGGACCAAUUUAUCGGUGCAUUCUGAAGGAUUGUUCCAUAGGGUUGUGUUUUUAGGGAGUGAUAUUGGUUCUUGUAGAAUCCAAUUCAUUUUCUUCCAUAUUGUUAUAGUGUUCUUAACUAUGAAGUUGUUAAUGCUCUUAGCUUUAUCCUUUUGAAAAUAGACAUGAAAAGUUUCUGGGGAUGAGCAUGCACAUCUUCAAUAUGUACCCAUUGUUCGUCUUUAGUGCAUUUAACAAUAUGUCUCAAGUAAAAGCCUUGGGUGGCAAGUUGAUACAAUUCCAAGACUGGGAGGUUAAAACCACCCUCAGACUUAGGGAGAUGUAAAACGUCCCUUUUUAUUCUAUGAGUUUUAUUUGCCAAAAUGAAGUCUGUUAUGACCGAGUAUACAUUUUUUAAAAGAAUGUCUUCGGUGGGGUAAUUGGUAUUACUGAGAAUAAAUAUAAAAACUUUGGGAGCCAUGCCAUUCUGAAGAGGUUUAUUCUACCUGUAAGAUUUAUGGGAAGAUUGUUCCAUUUUAAAAGAUCUGCUUUCAUAUUGUUGAGUAAUGGGAUAAAGAAAUGUUAAGAGUAUUCUGAAAAUAUUUUUAGCAAGAGAUGCAUUGAGUUUUCAAUAUUGGUUAGGUAUAUGAGCAGAUCAUCGGCAAAUAAGUUUAGUUUAUAUUCAUGUUUACUGAUACCUGUCACGUUUGGGUAACUUCCUGUUUUAUUGACUGACUCUGCCUGCACUGAAGAUGACACAAAGUUUGGAAAAUGUCAAAGUAUGUGGCAUCCGUUUCGCAACUGAGCCUUCAACCGCAAGGGGGUGCUGCGGUACCACUCUGUUGUGGAUGGUCCCCAUUGAAAUUAAUGACAUCUGGUGGAACGCAACGGACUGCUUAGAUGUAAUGUGAAUGAGACGUAACCUCAUUGUGCUUAACACUAGUUCCUAAAUCUGAAAAUCACUCCGCUCUCGGUAGCUAUGAUGCACUGGCUACUACGGCAAAUCAUGCUCGAUAAGCUGAGCAAACAGCUAGCAGCCUAGUGCAAGCUUGUUUGAAUGGCCAUACGGUAGCUAGUUUGCCAGCUUGUUGAUGAAGUUGUACGGCAAGUUAUGGGACUGUUAUCAGAAAUCAGCAUGUAUUUGACUCUGACAACUGGCACUGUGCCUCACUACUUUGUAACAUUUGGCCAACACAAUAACGUCACAGAGAGCAGUCAGCUAUGCUUUAGAACUCGGUGCACUAAUCACUGCAGAACAGAUAUCAUGAAAAGUCAUUUGUGCAUUAGCUAGAACUUCAUUACACUAACUAGCUAUGUAGAGGGAGUAUUCAGCAGUGUGUGAACUGCCGUUGUUAAUAUCCCUGCCUUUCGUUUCAUAUGGAUUUAUUUGAGACUAGUUCAGCCAGUAAGUAGACACUAUGCGUUAGCUUGCACAUUUUUGUGCAGAUUUAGAAUUUCAUAAAUACUGAUUCUUCCACACAAAACACCUUAGCUAGAUGUAGAAUUAGGUAGACUUGCUCAUGACAAAAAAAAGCAUUAAUAUUAGCUACAGUUUUAUCGUUUUUGGUAAGGUUAACUCUGACAAACCUCCUGGUACUGACAACUUGGAUGGAAAAUUACUGAAGAUGGUAGGGGACUAUAUUGCCACUCCUAUUUGCCAUCUCUUUAAUCUAAGCCUACAGGAAAGUGUGUGCCCUCAGGCCUGGAGGGAAGCAAAAAUCAUUCCGCUACCCAAGAAUAGCAAGUCACCCAUUACUGGUUCAAACAGCCAACCAAUACUUAUUUCCCUAAUUAAAAUGCAAAUCAAUUUAUAACAUUUUUGACAUGCGUUCUUCUGGACUUUUUUGUUGUUAUUCUGUCUCUCACUGUUCAAAUAAACCUACCAUUAAAAUUAUAGACUGAUCAUGUCUUUGUCAGUGGGCAAACGUACAAAAUCAGCAGGGGAUCAAAUACUUUCUUCCCUCACUGUAUGUACGCUGAUGACUCAACAUUAUACACGUCAGCUACCACAGCAAAUUAAAUCACUGCAGCACUUAACAAAGAGCUGCAGUCAGUUUUAGAAUGGGUGGCAAGUGAUAAACUAGUCCUAAAUAUAUCAAGUUGAGGAGAAUAAACUGCUUGGUGAAACCCUAGAUUGUAAACUGACGUGGUCAAAAACAUUGAUGCAACGGUAGCUAAGAUGGGGAGAGGUCUGUCCUUGAUAAAGCGCUGCUCUGCUUUCUUGACAUCAUAAUCAACAAAACAAGGCCUACAGGCCCUAGUUUUAUCACACCAGGACUACUGCCCAGUCAUAUGGUCAAGUGUUACAAAGAAAGACAUAGGCAAAUUACAGUUGGCCCAGAGCAGCACGGCUGGCCCGUAAAUGUACCCGGAGGCCUAAUAUCAAUAACAUGCAUGUCAAUCUCUCCUAGCUCAAAGUAAAGAUGUCUGUUCAAACAGCUAACACACAGCUCAGACGCCCAUACAUACUCCACAGGACAUGCCACCAGGGGUCUCUUCACAGUCCAGAACAGACUCUGGGAAACGCGCAGUACCACAUACUGUAGAGCCAUGACUACAUGGACCUCUCUUUCACAUCAAGUAACUCAAGCGAGCAGUAAAAUCGGACUUAAAAAAAACAUAAAACAACACCUCACAGCACAACGCGGACUGUGAAGACACACACAAACACGCAUACGCACACACAUUGUAAUAUUGUAGUGUUGUAAAUGUUGUGUUGUGAAUUUGUGGUGGUAGAGUAGUAAUGUAGUGAUGUCUUGCAUGAUGUAUUGUUUAUUUGGGAUGUAGGCUGUUGCGUUCUGUUGUGAUAUAAUUGUUUUAAUCCUGUUUGGACCCCAGGAAGAGUAUCUGCUGCCCUGGCAGCAGCUAAUGGGGAUCCUAAUAAAAUAAAAUAAAAAAUACUAUUUUUUUAUUUUUUAGGAUGAAAGGGGGUUCAGUGGACAAUGUCACCUUGGUAAUAUUUUUGAAUGUUAGGACAGCAUAUUGUAGCCAAACUUAUUUUUUGCAAUCCCAUGAGUGUUUGGGAGUUAUCAGACAGAUCAGUGCGGAAGAGGCAAAUCGAGAGGGUUUACUGCCGUCAAAAUCUGUCCACGAUAAGCAGACCAAUAAGCAGAUUGCCUGCCUUCCCGCCUUUGGGACAACGACUCCCAUUGUUAGGGCGGCUCGAGACAAGACCAUCUCGUCAUUAUAUACAGUAUCUCUGGAUUACAUCAAGUGUUCGCUGGAGACAAGCUGUCUGCAGUACUAUUUGUCAAGCAAACAUCCAGCACAUUUGCAUUGUGUUUUGUUUGCACCGUUUGGCCCUUGAGCGUGAGGGUAUUUUUGUCAUAUACUGUAUGUUGCCAGUCCCUCUCACAACUUACUGUGCUGUUUUGAAGUCUGGUAGCCAGAUCUGUUUCGACUGAUAUCACCUCCUAUAAUUUUUGUGACAUGACUUCAAAUGUAAGGUUAAUAGCUAAAGCACAAACCAGGACUGGCUUCCAGGUACUGUAUUUGAUAGCUGCUUUGUGGAUCUACCCCUAAACCUGUUGUAUGUGUCACUGUUCCCAGGCCUGUCCCCCCAGCAGAGCUGCUGCUUGGCUGUGAGGAGAGGGGAGGUCCUCUAGGCUGUGCCCAGGUCAGACUGGGCCUGAAGUACGAGGUGAAAGACAAGCGUUUCACCGUGUUCAUCAUGCAGCUCUCCAACUGCAGCGCCCUCACCCUGCUGCCCAACCACAAAAUGUAUGUAGCAAAGUUGCCUUUUCUCUUUCCUUUAGGAGUGAAUGACUGUCAUUACUUGUUAGGUUAUGUGAAACAAACACCUCUCAGAUGACUGUCUGUGAGCAUACAGUGCAUUCGGAAAGUAUUCAGACCCCUUGACUUUUUUCACAUUUUGUUACGUUACAGCCUUAUUCUAAAAUUGAUUAAAUUGUCGUCGUCCCCCCCUCAUUAAUCUACACACAAUACCCCAUAAUGACAAAGCAAAAACAUGUUUAAAAAAAACGGAAAUAUCACAUUUACAUAAGUAUUCAGACCCUUCACUCAGUACUUUGUCGAAACACCUUUGGCAGCGAUUAUAGCCUUGAGUCUUCUUGGGUAUGACACUACAAGCUUGGCACACCUGUAUAUGGGGAGUUUCUCCCGUUCUUCUCUGCAGAUCCUCUCAAGCUCUGUCAGGUUGGAUGGGGAGCGUCGCUGCACAGCUAUUUUCAGGUGUCUCCAUAGAUGUUCAAGUCUGUGCUCUGGCUGGGCCACUCAAGGACAUUCAGAGACAUGUCCCGAAGCCACUCCUGCAUUGUCUUGGCUGUGUGCUUAGGGUCAUUGUCCUGUUGGAAGGUGAACAUUCGCCCCAGUCAGGUCCUGAGCGCUCUGAAGCAGGUUUUCAUCAAGGAUGUUUCUGUACUUUUGCUCCGUUCAUCUUUCCCUCGAUCCUGACUAGUCUCCCAGUCCCUGCCGCUGAAAAACAUCCCCACAGCAUGAUGCUGCCAACACUAUGCUUCACCGUAGGGAUGGUGCCAGGUUUCCUCCAGACAUGCUUCAAUCUUGGUUUCAUCAGACCAGAUAAUCUUGUUUCUCAUGGUCUGAUAGUCCUUUAGGUGCCUUUUGGCAACUCCCAAGCGGGCUGUCAUGUGCCUUUUACUGAGGAGUGGUUCUGUCUGGCCAAUCUACCAUAAGGGCCUGAUUGGUGGAGUGCUGCAGAGAUGGUUGUCCUUCUGGAAGGUUCUCCCAUCUCCACAGAGGAACUCUGGAGCUCUGUCAGAGUGACCAUCCGGUUCUUGAUCACCUCCCUGACCAAGGCCCUUCUCCCCCGAUUGCUCAGUUUGGCCGGGCGGCCUGCUCUAGGAAGAGUCUUGGCGGUUCCAAACUUCUUCCAUUUAAGAAUGAUGGAGGCCACUGUGUUCUUGGGGACCUUCAAUGCUGCAGAAAUGUUUUGGUACCCUUCCCCAGAUCUGUGCCUCGACACAGUCCUGUCUCGGAGCUCUACGGACAAUUCCUUCGACCUCAUGGCUUGGUUUUUGCUCUGGCGUGCACUGUCAACUGUGGGACCUUAUAUAGACAGGUGUGCCUUUCCAAAUCAUGUCCACUCAAUUGAAUUUACCACAGGUGGACUCCAAUCAAGUUGUAGAAACAUCUCAAGGAUGAUCAAUGGAAACAGGAUGCACCUGAGCUCAAUUUCGAGUCUCAUAGCAAAGGGUCUGAAUACUUAUGUAAAUAAGGUAUUUCCGUUUUUAUUUUAUUGUAUUUUUUCACACAACAAAUAACAACCUGUUUUCUCUUUGUCAUUAUGGGGUAUUGUGUGUAGAUUGAUGUUUUAUUGAAUCAAUUUUAGAGUAAGGCUGUAACGUAACAAAAUGUGGAAUACUUUCCGAAUGCUCUGCGUGCUGUCUGUGUGUGGGAGUCUGUGUACCCAAUUUUCUCAUUUAAGUCGGUGUGUUUGUAUUAAAAGUACUGUGUGUCCUUUGUCCUCAACGGUACACUCAACUGUGUGCACAUUAUCUAGGUGUUUAACUGUGUGUCCCCUCUGUAGGUACAUCCGUGUGGCGGUCCUCCCCUGCUCUGAGUCCACCCGCUGCCUCUUCCGGACGCGCGGCUCUCUCCCCCAGGAUGCCGUGGAGGUCAACGAAGUCUUCGGCAUCCAGAUGGCCCACAAUGUCCUGCGGCAGAAGACCCUGAGGGUGGACGUGUGCCACACAAGCCCGUCUGGCCGCGAGGAGUGUCUGGUGAGUUUAACGACACUCAUCUGUAAGUUAGCGUCAACAUAACAAAUAGUCCUUAUCACCAGCACACCCAUAUACAAUAGAAACACUGCCGGUGGUGUGUUUGCUAAAUGUACAUUGAAAUCCCAAUGUAUACCUUUUAAGCUUUCACUCCUGUUGUUAUUGAAUCAUAUUACAGUGGUUUAUUGCCAUAAGUGAGCAUAAGUGGAUUUUUGUCCCUUUGACACUCCGUACUGUCUCAUGCAUGAAGUCUGUUACGUCAGUGUAUAACAUCCUUCAGUAAACCGCCUUUUAACUCUUAUAAUGUCUCCCUCCUCCUCCCUCCUCUCCUCUGGGCAGGCUGGUGCUCAGAUAAGCCUGGCUGAUGUCAACACCUCUGGGGAGAGGUGUGUCAAGUGCUACAACCUCCUCAGCUACUCCUUCAUGCCCCAGAUCAAUAGCAAGGACAAAGAGACCGGGAUGGCUACACAGUCUGAAAGGGUAACAUAGACCUUCAUUCUUCCUGUAUAACAAUAGGCUGCAUUUCAAAAUGAAAUGGGUCUGUUAUUGUAAAUCUGUAUAUAGACGUGUUACAUAGAAGUGUUAUUAAUUUAUAAACAUACUGUAUGUAUCUAAUGAAUGCAUGUAAUAGAUGAGUAACAAUGUGUGUGUGUGUUCCAGUGCUCUGUCCCCACCACAGAGAGAGUAGCAGGCAGUCUGGAGGGUGCACCAGAGGAGGAUGAAUGGUGAGCUCGCCCUACGCUAACAACAGCACCUUUAUGCCUUUAUUCUCCUGUCUUCUCAUCUCUCCUCCUCCUCCCCCUAUCAACCUCUAUGGAGGACAGGCCAUUCUUCCAUACUCGUCUCACACACACACACACACACACACACAUCCGGAAUCCCACCCAGCCGGUUCAAACACACAAUGACAGUGCUUGAAUUUCUGAUACACCCCCCCAUCUAUCUCUCCCGUGGGAAUAAGCUCAGACGUUUAGUGGCGAUUUUGAAAGCCCAGUGGCACAAUAGCCACCUCUCCACCCCCUCACAGGUAGACUGGGAUAGGUGAAUAACUCAGACAGGUUGCUCCCUCUCCUUCCCUCCCUCAGUCAGUCUGACGGUGUUUCAACCCUCCAUAGGCACAGUGAAGCGCUGGAAGGAGAUGUAUUUGAAGACGAGGAAGACAACCACGUAGAGGAGCCUCUAGAGGAAGAGGAGGAGUUAUAUCCCGAGAGCAGCCAAUGGGAGGGAGAGAAGGUGGCGGCCAAACCUACUCAAACAGGAACUAUGACGGAGAGGGUAAGUAGAGACUCCAUCAACUAUACCAUAUGCAUAAAUGAAUACAAUUUCAUUUGAUAUGAUUUAAUUACAGUAUUUUACCUAUUUACAGAGGAUGUUAAGUAUUUGUGUGAAAACAACAUGUAUGUUCAUUUGUUUCAAACUCAACAGUUCUACAAACUCCUUAAUAUGCAGACUCAAAAUGUGCUGUAACUAAGACAUGACUGUGACUGGCAUGAUCACAGUUGUAACUGAACAUAACAGUAAAUGUGUAAGCCAAGCUUGACUAUGUGAAAUGACUGAUCUCGUGCUCUGUCCCCAGGUGAACAAGGAGACCAGUACCGGCCUCCACCACCACCGUGCUGCCUCCUCGGUGGUCCGGCCCAAGGAGCAUCGACCCCGCGAUGUGCCCCAGCAGAACCCCUUUAUCCGGGGAAACACCAUCAUCCGCUCCAAGACCUUCUCCCCUGGGCCCCAGAGCCAGUACAUCUGCCGGGUGAGCAAACACACUCGUCAUGGACAUAUUUAGUACAUAUCUAGAAUAUACUAGUGCAUAUCUAUACUAGAUAUAGAUUUACAUUAGUACAUACUGUAUCUACUCUAUCCCCUGUAGCUCAGUUGGUAGAGCAUGGCGCUUGCAACGCCAGGGUUGUGGGUUCGUUUCCCACAGGGGGGCCAGUAUGAAAAUAUAUGCACUCACUAACUGUAAGUCGCUCUGGAUAAGAGCGUCUGCUAAAAUGAAAAAAAUUAAAUAAUAACUUAGUCAAAUGCAAAGCCAAUUAUUUUAUUUUUUUAAUUGCCCUUAUUAUACACUACAUUACCAAAAGUAUGUGGACACCUGCUCGUCAAACAUCUCAUUCCAAAAUCAUGGGCAUUAAUAUGGAGUUGGUCCCCCUUUGCUGCUACAACCGCCUCCACUCUUCUGGGAAGGCUUUCCACUAGAUGUUGGAACAUUGCUGCGGGGACUUGCUUCCAUUCAGCCACAAGAGCAUUAGUGAGGUCGGGCACUGAUGUUGGGCGAUUAGGCCUGGCUCGCAGUCGCCGUUCCAAUUCAUCCCAAAGGUGUUCGAUGGGGUUGAGGUCAGGGCUCUGUGUAGGCCAGUUCUUCCGCACCGAUCUCGACAAGCCAUUUCUGUAUGGACCUCGCUUUGUGCACGGGGGCAUUGUCAUGCUGAAACAGGAAAGGGCUUUCCCCAUACUGUUGCCACAAAGUUGGAAGCACAGAAUCGUCUAGAAUGUCAUUGUAUGCUGUAGCGUUAAGAUUUCCCUUCACUGGAACUAAGGGGCCUAGCCCGAACCAUGAAAAACAGCCCCAGACCAUUAUUCCUCCUCCACCAAACUUUCCAGUUGGCACUAUGCAUUGGGGCAGGUAGCGUUCUCCUGGCAUCCGCCAAACCCAGAUUCAUCCGUCGGACUGCCAGAUGGUGAAGCGUGAUUCAUCACUCCAGAGAACGCAUUUUCACUGCUCCAGAGUCCAAUGGCGGCGAGCUUUACACCACUCCAGCCGACGCUUGGCAUUGUACAUGGUGAUCUUAGGCUUGUGUGCGGCUGCUCGGUCAUGGAAACCCAUUUCAUGAAGCUCCAGACGAACAGCUCUUGUGCUGACGUUGCUUCCAGAGGCAGUUUGGAACUUUGUGGUGAGUGUUGCAACAGAGAACAAAUUAUUUUUACGUGCAUCGCGCUUCAGCACUCGGCGGUCCCGUUCUGUUAGCUUGUGUGGCCUACCACUUUGCUGCUGAGCUGUUGUUGCUCCUAGACGUUUCCAAUUCACAAUAACAGCACUUACAGUUGACGGGGCAGCUUUAGCAGGGCUGACUUGUUGGAAAGGUGGCAUCCUAUGACGGUGCCAUGUUGAAAGUCACUGAGCUCUUCAGUAAGGCCAUUCUACUGCCAAUGUUUGUCUAUGGAGAUUGCAUGGCAGUGUGCUCGAUUUUAUACACCUGUCAGCAACAGGUGUGGCUGAAACAGCCAAAUCCACAUACUUUUGUAUAUAUAGUGUAAGUUUGCUCUGGAUAAGAUAAAAAAUACAGUUCACUUUGACUACUGUUUUCAGUUGAGCUUUGCAAAGCAUCCUUAACCCAACAAAAGCUGUCAUUCUUGCCGUUUUUGUUCUAACCUUCUGAAUUCUGUUUGUUUUUGCCUUUCUACUAUGUGAUCAUCAGAUCAACCGCAGUGACAGCGACAGCUCCACUCUGUCUAAGAAGUCUCCAUUCAUCAGGAACGCAUCAGAGAGACGCAGCAUGCGCAUGAAGAAGGUAGACACUACCCACUUAGUACCUAUCCCACCAUAGAGAUACUUUCUGUCGUUCUAUGUUUUUACGCUAUAAAUACCCAUUUAACUUUCAUUUUCUGUCUCUGUUAGCCAAGGUUCUCAGUAUAACAAGCACAUUUUCUUCCUGUUCAGUCUCGCUCUAUCAAUUCCAGUGCUAUGCUCUGUUCCCACUGUUCUGGUUAUUGACAGUCUAAUAGUGCAGUCAAGUCUCAAGCUGUGGCCACAUUAUUAGAUAUUCUCAAAGAGAGACAUUUACAUUUUUGGUUCCCUAAACCAGAGACCCGGCCUUCAGUAAAAGUGAGUCUUAAUAUUUAAUGGCUGGUUGAAUUGUUAAUGUGGCCUGACAUUCUCUGGCCUCUAUUAAUGCUGGGACAAGGACUGAUCUAUGUCCAGGACAUAUCUGUCUGCCUGCCUGCUGUGAGAGGAAAGGAGGGGAGGGGACGGGAGAGGAGAGGGGGCCACUGGGAAAUGGCUGCUCUGUCUCCCUGUACCUCCCUAUGUGUGUGAGGAAGAGAAAGACAUGUGUGUUCAUGUCUGAGAGAGAGUGUCUGUAAUGUAUCAAUCAUAAACUCACCGUUUCCAUCUUCUUCCUCUCCCUCCUCUCCUCCCCCCAGCCCCCGGUGCCGAUGCGGGGCCUGGACGGGCUGCUGCGGACCAGUCUGGACCUGGAGCUGGACCUGCAGGUGUCCAGGACUCGCCACACGCGGCUGGCCCAGGAGCUGCGAGUCCUCAGGGAGCUCAAGGAGCAGCUGGAGAGGGCCCGGCAGCAGGGCACUAGAGACCUCCCCACCUGGGUGCAGGACGACGAGCGCUUCCGCAUGCUGCUCAGACAGGCUGAGAAACAGGUGGGAGAGGGAGAGACACUGACCCCCCGCAACAAUCGGUCUGUCACAAAACGUUUUUGGGUGCCUCUAGAAUUGCAUCCUCUAGUGCAGUAGUGCACUAUAUAGGGAAUAGGCUGCCAGUUCAUAAAAAUACUUUGAGACAGAUAGGAGGCUCUCACCUAGUAGUUAUACAUUUAGAUUUCAUUAUACAUCGUUGUUCCAAUACACACCUGUGAAAUAUGAAGAGAGGGGUUAAAUGCUGUUCUAGCUGUUGACUGGCCAGGAGGAGUUGUUUAAGCCUAUGUUCCAGCUUCUCUCUAAGCAUCUGUGUGGUGGUGUUGUGUCUGCAGACCCGUGAGGAGCAGCUGCAGGAGCAGAGGGUGGAGAAGAUGAUGCGUGCUGCGGCCAAGGACGUCCACAAGAUCCGAGGCCAGAGCAGGAAAGAGGUGCCAGAGGUCCAGUCCUUCAGGUCAGUACAGUAGAAUACAUUACAUUACAGCAACAGUGCAGUGUAACAUACCUCCUGUAAGAGGAGUUGAUCCAUUAAGCCAUAUCUUGUUCCCCAUGUAUUGGAUGAAUGUCAAUGUGUAAAUUGUAUUUAGCUUCUCUCACAAGGUCUCAUUAGGUCCAGUUGGAUGAAGUACAAUUUGUGGUCCAUUCCAUUUAUAUGCCAGUUAGUCUAGGAAUGUAAGAUGAUAUGGAAUUUUGAAUGGGGAAAAUGGCUAUGAUGUGGACCAGUGCUUGUCCUUCUGAGUGGACUGGGAUGGAAUGACCCUGGCUCUGAAGUGACUGAAAGACGUUUGCCUCAGUGAACACAUAGCCAGUGCUUGACUUGGGCUGAAAUAGGGCCGGUAAUCAUGUUGGGUGCCAGUAAUGUUUAGGUGCAGGAGCUCCACAAUACUUUUGAGCUAAUAUUCUAUAAGGGGAACAGGACCUCAAGCAGUAGAACAUUUGAGGUGCCGGUACUCAGCUCCGGUGAUGUCAUGCCCAAGUCAAGCACUGCACAUAGCCCACCAUUCAAAAGAAAGAUCUGUUCUGUUCACUGUAUAGAAGGGGAGGUUAGUUGUGUUUUUUAGGCUCAUGUGAAGAUAGAAACUCUUCUGAUUUCAGAGAGAAGAUGGCCUUCUUCACUCGAGCAAAGACCAACAUCCCCGAUCUGCCUGCCGAUGACGUGUAGCGCAUUUCAAGUAUUCCAGUCUUAACUGCUGUUUCCAAGGAGAUUACUCUGACACAGACUUCUGGUGGUAUUAUGAAGAAUGGAGAAUAAUAAUGUAUAGGAAAAAACAUCACAUUUUUAAAACACUUUUCUUUUUUUUUUCUCAGUUGCUCUUUAUAGUUCUUGUUAUUAGCACCUAGCAACUAGAGCAUUUUUUUUUUCUUCUCCACUCUCUGUAGCAUUAUUUUACUGUUACUAAUAAGUGGAUGUUGGUAGCUAUCUUUACAUGUUUUACGGUAAAAUCGUCAUUCCAAUACCACACCAGUGCUUUCUGUGUGAAAUAUGAAAAUAUAGAGAUGACAAAUGCUGUUAUUUUCAUUAGCCAGGACCACUUACUCGCUGUAAUCUAAGAUGUGUAUAUAGACCUCCAGAGGUACUUUACUUCAACAUUAUUUAUAGCACAACACAUCUACAAAGUCAACAUUCUGAUUGUAUGAUGGUGUACUAUGACCGGAUGAGUGGUUUGUUGUACAGUAUACUGUAACCGGCUGUCUGUCCCUAGUGGCAUUGUGUUCUCCUAUUACUGCACACACUGUAUACUGUAUAUGGCAUCUGUGUAUGUAUUACCAGUCAGGCCAUCUAUACUGUAUUGUACAUGGCUCUUGUAGUGACUCUCACUGGUGCACACACUAUCUCUCAGCAUUGUGUAGGAACUGCACUAACUCUCUCUAAUACUCAGGUAGUUUAUCGGAUAGUUUGUGCACUUUAAAAUAGGAAUCUAAAAAAGAGCGUGAUGGGGUUGAAGAAGUGGGAGGAGUGCUCCUCUCCGGCCUGGAUUGAUUGUUGAAUCACCGUUUAACGAAGCACAUUAUGAUUGUGAAAAACAAAAGAAGUGCAUUUGAAUAUCAUUAAUUUGCAUUUGAUGAAGAUCAUUGCUGACGAUAAACUCCACAUUUAUUGUAUGAGUCAAAACCCAAGUGAAGUGAUCCAAAAACCAUGGAGCAACUGAGAACUCCCAAGUAUACUGAACAAAAAUAUAAACGCAACA
This is a messenger RNA of Coregonus sp. 'balchen', 44984 nucleotides long. The record is from the annotation of a GenBank genome assembly. NCBI's taxonomy places the organism in Eukaryota, Metazoa, Chordata, Actinopteri, Salmoniformes, Salmonidae.